Podarcis lilfordi (Lilford's wall lizard) is the source of this 54940-nucleotide messenger RNA. NCBI's taxonomy places the organism in Eukaryota, Metazoa, Chordata, Lepidosauria, Squamata, Lacertidae. The record is from the annotation of a GenBank genome assembly.
AGAGGAGGGGCGAUUUUGCGGCAGGAAGAGGAGCUGCCGCUGCUCCCUGCAGCCGGGAAAUCCUCCUUCGCUUGCACAAAAUACACACACCCUCGGCUUUGCCCGGGCGGCGAUCCUUGCUCAGCCGGUGGAGAAGGGAGGUCCCCCUUUGGCACGUUAGGAAGGCUUGGUUUGAUGGCGCUGCAGCCGGGAGUCUGGGAGGUAAGAGUUUCCUUCCUCGCCGCCGCCGCCAUCCUCCUCCUCGCCUCUUCCAUUCAUUGCUGGUUUGCAGCCCCAGCAGUUGCGGGGUCCGGGCUGCGGCGCCGCAAAAGGGGGACACGGAAUUUCCUCCUCGCCGCUGCUCCCCAAAGUGACAUUUGCCCAUUGAUUCGCAAGCAGGUAGGCGCGCGCGCUUCCUUUUGCGCCUUUUGCGCUGCGGGAGAGCUUGCAGCGGGAGGCGCAGGGCAAAACUUUCCCCUGCAGCCUGGUUUGUGUGUUGUGUGUGUGUGAUCGGCCUCGGGGGGGCUCCCAUCCGAGGCCGAGAGAGCUCAUGGGAAGCGGGGACUCGCUUCGCCCAGCAGAAAAGGCCAUGCGCCCCUCGCUUCCUUGCGCCUAGACGCGCCGCUUUCCUGGAAGAGUCUCGCAGGACUUCGAGGUUUUCUCUCCGCGCAUUUUGCGUGGGUGUUUUGCUCCGCGACGCUUCUACACACGUGUUGCGUGUUCCCCACCCCCGCAGCUGUUUCACUCUCUUCCGAGGUUCACGUGGCGAGCGCCGAACAACAGUAAGCAAGGUAGCCUUUUGUUAAAGGCUUCCAGGGGGUUGCAUUGAACUGAAUGCAGUGCGCUGCGUUUCGUGAAACGUGCCCGGCAGAGCAGAUGGUUGGCCGAUGGAAGUCGCCGGGCAUUUCUUGCCAGUAAGUUCCCUGCAACGUUACAAGGUUGGCGUGGUUCGGCUCUUCCAGGGGCGAGGUUAUCCUUGGGUGAGCGGGGCAGACGUAUUUCCUCCGAAGCACAUGGCUUGCUAAAAAGCAAAGGGGAAAAAAGCUCUAGUAGCGCUGCCCAGACGUCUGACUGGACCUUGAUCUUUCCAAUAUCCUGUGCUUUAAAAACCAGAUUCCUCAUAAGCUGUAUAAAAGACGAGAGAGGGUUUUACGGAAAAGCUGUGAAAGUCCAGACUGUAAUUAGAUACGGUGCAAUAACCGUAUUCCACGUUUCUUUCAACUUGGCAGUUGUUCCUGAUCCUUUCCCAUCUGCUUGUUGCAGGAUUGCAGAAUAUACAAGUGUUAGUUGGUUUCUUUCCCUUGGUGUUUUUAGACUGCAACCCGACUCGCAGUGCCCUGGAAGUCCCAUUGAACUCAGUGGGUUUUAUUUCUGGGUGUACAUGUUACUGGAUCACAGUUCCCUUUUAAAAGUUACCAAUUUCCUUGACUCUUCAAAUAGUGCUGCUUGUCAGCCGAACAUUUUACAACUGUGAGUACAAACAUUGUUAGUGUUUAUUAAUUACCAAAGAACCAUAUUAUUAAUGUUUUGUCAGGCCUUUACUAAGUGUGUGCCCCAGAAAGGCAAAUAGAGCCCACCAUGCGUGGAUUUCCUGUAGGGGCAUGACACACCUGUUAUUGCUACCUGUCUGAGACUGCAAUAAGGGGGAGGAGGGUCAAAUAUUUGACAGGCCACAGGGCAUGCCUCGCGGGCUGCAUUUAGGCUGGGGAAUCAAGCUGCAAAUCUGGUGUUACUGAUCUUAUACAGAAGACUCAGCUAUACAGCUGCAAAUGAAACGUUUUAAGUGUGUUGUAAAGUGCGUUAUACAUAUGUGACACUAGAUGGCGGUGGUGAGCUAUGAGAAAUUCAAUCUAUUUUUUUUCAAAUCUUUUUUUUUUUAAAGCAUUUUCACAACUUUUUUUAUAUGUGUGUAGAUUCCACCAGAGUGUUUUGAAGUCAGUGCAGUGAUCCCAGGGAAUAUCCUCCCCUUCCCCAGCCCGUGAUUGUGAUCAGUGGGCAUGAUCCAACUGAAGCUUAAGUACACUUGGAUUCUAUUGAUUCCAUAUCAUAGAAUCAUAGGGUUGGAAAGAACCCUAAACAUCAUCUCGUCCAACCCCUUGCAAUGCAGGAAUAUACAGCUGUCCCAAAUGGGGUUUGAACCUGCAACCUUGGCGUUAUAAGCACCAUGCUCUUACCAACUGAGCUAAAGAUGCCGGAAGAUAUGGAGAGUUCAGCAGGUUCUUAAAUCCCCCAUGGAUAUUUGCUUAAGAUGGAUUUUACCCCAAUGUGUUAGGAUUCAGAUGAUACCUGGAUAAUUGACUGCAGCUUGCUUCUGGACUUUAGACGGCAAUCCUCACUGAACACAGGGGGACUUAUUUCUGGAUAAACCAUACAGAGAACUGCGCUGCUAAUUUCCUACAUUGUGGAACUGGUCCAAAUAAAGUUGGUCCUGCUUCAGCCUCUUUGAAAUCAGUGGGACUUAGUUGAUUUCAGUGGGACAUAAUUGCAGUUAUUACUUGCAGUGAUAAAUACUAAUUUAAAUGUUUCUGCAGGCAGAGGGCCUUCUCAGUAGUGGCACCCGCCCUGUGGAAUGCCCCCCCACCAGAUGUCAAAGAGAAAAACAACUACCAGACUUCUAGAAGACUUCUGAAGGCAACCCUGUUCAGGGAAGCUUUUAAUGUUUAAUAGACUAUUGUAUUUUAAUAUUUUGUUGGAAGCCGCCCAGAGUGGCUGGGGAAACCCAGGCAGAUGGGCAGGGUAUAAAUAAAUAAAUUAAUAAUAAUAAUAAUAAUUGCUGAAAAUAUAAAACAUGGGAUCACUAAUUGUAAAUUAUUUACAGUGACAAAAAUGCAUCCAACUUGACUGACAUUCCUUGAAGGUGUAUUCUGGUAACAUACCUGGAAAUAUAAUGUGUUGGCUUGAUAUUCAUAGGCAGAACUCUUAGGAUUUAUGUACCGUAUUUUUCACCCCAUAGGGCGCACCUAGUUUUUUUUUGGGGGGGGAUAAAGAAAAAAAAAUUAUUUCCCCCCCAGGCGCGGGGCUGGGGCGGGUGAAGCCCGAGCUUCCCCUGACCCCAGCCCCCAGAACAGGCAGCUCUCCACAAGCCUUGGGAGACCGGCGCAACUUCCUGCCAGGCUCCCACGGCUUGCGGAUAUCUGCCUGAAGCCCAAACCAGGUCGGGGAACAGCGGGAUGACGGCGCUCCGCCUCCCCGCUGUCCCCCGAGCUUGUGGGGCUGGUGGCAGGGAGAAGCAUGCUUCUCCCCGCCGCAAGCACCCAAACCAGGUCUGGGGCAACGUGCCCCAUGCUUCGAGAUGCAGGUUGCUAUCUGGAAGCCUAAGGAGCCUGACGGGAACUCCCGCGUCUGAAGCCUGGAGAGCGAGAGGGGUCGGUGCGCACCGACCCCUCUUGCUCUCCAGGCUUCAGCGAAAGCCUGCAUUUGCCCCAUAGGACGCACACACAUUUCCCCUUCUUUUUCGGAGGGGAAAAAGUGCGUCCUAUAGGGCGAAAAAUAUGGUAGCUGUUGUUGCUUCAUACAAUGUCUUCCAUUGUAUGCAGUGGUAGAACCGUGUGACUUUUCUCACCAUGGGCAAGAAAACUUGAGGAGCAUCCUUUAGGAAGUUUUCCUGUACUGGGCCCAUUGAAAUCUAUGGAGUUGCACAAGAGUAACCACGAGCAUCUGUGCAGCUCUCAUUGAUUUCAAUGGGUCUUGUUCAAAAAAACUUCUGGGGGAAUUGUGCUCACACUAAUAUAGUGCCAAACCUGUGGUAUUGACUGAUCAUUUACUUUGCAAAACUUUAUUUGUUUUCAUGCCAACUUUUCAAAAUUUGAAUAAUAGCUAUUAAUAAAUAUAUGUUUUGUAGGUGGCUUAGAAUAGAUUCUCAGUUUGGAGGAUUUCUGCCGGAGGAAAGCUUUAAUGAAACUGAAGAAACAAAAAUGUAACUUGCAUCUCCCUUGCAUAUUACCCAUUGUAUGAGCCAUAUUUUAAAGCUCAGCAUAAAUUUACAUUUAAAGCAUGGAUUUGAUUAUAUCCCCAGCUCCAAAAUAGCCUGAUUAUGCAGAUUUGGCACAAAGAUGAUACCAGUUAAAAUGUAAGUCGGCCAGGAAAAGUUACAUUAACACUGAUAGGGGUAGGGAGCAAUCAGUAUCUGAGCUGUCAGUAUAGAAAAUCAGUGUAUAUAUUUUUACUGGGCCUGCAAGAGUGAUUCAUCGCUGAUGGAAUUAGGAAUGAUACGAAAAGUGAAAAUUGUAAUGAAAUGGCACUUUGAACAGGGUGGCUGCUCCAGAAGUGAUACAAUAGUGAAUGUUGCAUAGAAGGCUGAAGUGCUGAGUAGUUAUUUACCGCCAUAGUUAAUUGGAACCACCCAUGUUAAACCACAGAGCCUAGGACUUGCCGAUCAGAAGGUCAGCGGUUCGAAUCCCCGCGAUGGGGUGAGCUCCUGUUGCUCAGUCCCUGCUCCUGCCAACCUAGCAGUUCAAAAGCACGUCAAAGUGCAAGUAGAUAAAUAGGUACUGCUCUGGCGGGAAGGUAAACGGCGUUUGCAUCCGCUGCUCUGGUUUGCCAGAAGCGGCUUGGUCAUGCUAGCCACAUGACCUGGAAGCUGUACGCCGGCUCCCUCAGCCAGUAAAGCGAGAUGAGCGCCGCAACCCCAGAGUCGGCCACAACUGGACCUAAUGGUCAGGGGUCCCUUUACCUUUAUGUAGAAAGGCGCUGUAUAUCUGAGCGUUAUAAUUUGAGGAUGUUUAGAGGAUUCCCUGCUUAUGAGUUCCUGGAGCUGGGUUGGAUAGCCAGUGGGCAGUGUUAGAAACUCAGAUAUAUAAGCUGGACACCAAAUGGCUCCUUAAAUAUGAAUGGUCCAUGCCACCAUUAAGAAAAAGAGGUAGGUACAGUAUAGACCAAUAUAUGUGGGCUUUCCCAAGGUUACAGUCACCAAAAUGAAAUAUAUAGUUGUCAUUUUUCGGCAAGACAGCUCCAAUGCCUUAUUUUUCAAAUAAUGGACUGGCUGAUUGCUUAUCUGUUAAACAUCUGACUUGUUCAGACGACAACCUUGAGCUAGGUUACGAACUUGGAGAACUUAAAGAAGAAAAGUCACUUUAUCCAGGGAAAGCCCACAUCUAUAUUAGCCUAUACUGUAUCUACUUCUUUUUCUUAAUGGUGGCAUGGACCAUUCGUAUCAUAGGAAUAUUUUUCACAGCUGUGAGCAGUGCAGUGGGGUGGGGUAAGUGAAGACAAGCUACAACAGUUAACUAUAAUGUUGUUCACUGCUCCUCCUCAGGCUGCACAGAAAAGGCAUUUUGGUUCCUGAAAUUCAUUGUGAUUGUGCAAAUAAAAUAUAAUAAUAAUAAUAAUAAUAAUAAUAAUAAUAAUUUAUUUAUUUAUACCCCGCCCUCCCCAGCCAAGACCGGGCUCAGGGAGGCUAACAACCAAUAAUAAAAACAAGUUGAUUAAAAUACAAUUUAAAAAAGAUUAAACUACAACAUUAAAACAUUAGGAUGCAGCCUCUUCACAGGAGGAGAAAGGAAAAAUAAAGAGGGGGAGGGAAUCAAACUGAUUCUAAGCCAAAGGCCUAUAUAUAUAUAUAUAUAUAUAUAUAUAUAUCAGAUAGAAUUCUACAGGAAGGAGUAUUCGUGUGUGAAAACGGUCAAGAUCCAGUGAUUCCCCAAGCAUGCACCUCCAGAUGUCAGGUGCCAUCAUAAUGCCCAGGCAUUUUUAACUUGCUCACGAGUUGCCGAUAGUCAGGGGCAAAAUGCGCCUGGCUCAUUUCGAACACUGCCUGUGGCCCUCCAGAUGUUGAUGGACUACAACUUCCACCAUCCCUGACCAUUGGUUAUGGCCGAUGGGUGUUGGAGUCCAACAACAUCUGGAGGCCCAUGUUUUAGCCACUCCAGCUUAGAAGCAUCUGGCUGAGUACUGCUAGAAACCAGAUUUCGUAUGUUGGGGAGCUCCACAGGUUGGCGUCAAAGUUAUUUGUGCUUUAAUCCCAUGGAAAGCGAUAGAACAAAUGAGUCUAGUUGAGGUGUGAGGGAUCUGCGGUCUGACUUCAGGUAGCCCUUGGAAUAAUCUGCAUCCUAAAUUGGUAAUCUGCGGCCUAACUUCAUGUAGCCCUUGGACUAAUUUCAAGCCAAGGAGCCAGCAGGCUAGUAUUACAGUUUGCAGAAGGAGGUUGAAGCAUAGCUGUCAACUUACAGAUUUGAAAAUAAGGGACCAGCAGCCUCGCAAAUAAGGGAUCAGCAGCCAAAAUAAGGGAUUUUCCUUAGCUUAUGAGUUCCAUCGGCCCUUCCCCACCCGAGAGGGAGGGAGAGAGACUCUCACCCACGCCACCCAUGAGCCCGGCAUGAGGUGGUUGCGGCACCACUGUGGCCACUGAAGUGCCGCCCUUCUGUGUCCCUCCCCAUCCCCUCCUCUUCCUCCUCCCUCAGGCCACCGCUGCCGCCUCCGGCUUCCCCUGGCAGCGCAGCGGAAGUCUCACAAGAGAGGGGCUGCCUGCCUGUCCGCCGCCACCCGUCUUUCACAACGCGCCCCUGAGGGGGAAAAGGGAGAGAAGGAGACGCGGCAGCUCGUGCACACGCUCUCUCUCACUCUCUUGCGGAGGAGGACCCCGAGCCGCUGCUUCCCUCCCGAGCUGGGCGAGCAUGAAACCCGGGAAAUUUAAGGGACAUCAUCGAUCCAGGACAGCAGAGGGACGCGGUGCUGUGAUAAGGGAGUUUCCCGCCAAAUAAGGGACAGUUGACAGCUAUGGGUCGAAGGCGAGAGUACAGGCCUUUCUUGAGGCUAUCCACUUUGUUAAUCUCUCAGCUUAGUCUCUUGCUUCACUUAGGUGCCACCUCGCUCAUUAACUCACUGCUUGGCUUUAGGCAAAGCCACCGUCGUGUAUUCCUGUCACGCAGAGUAUAACAGUACUGGCAAGAUCCUACACAGUGGUUAUCAAUACUAGGGUAAUGUAUGCAGAGCACUAUGCAAACUUAGCAAAAGCUGCUUCUUAACGCUGUUCUUAUUGAUUACAUUUCUAUCCCACAUUUCCUCAAAGGAGUUCAAGGUACCCAACCACCUCCUUUAUCCUCAACAAGGACCCAGUGAGGGAUAUCAGGCUGAGAGAGUGGCUAAUGCAAGAGGUGGCAUUCGGUGUAAGUUUUAUUCAGAACAGACCUGUUGAAACAAAUGAACCUAACUGAGUGACGUUCAUUAAUUUCAGUGGAUGCGCUCUGAGUAAAACUUAGUUGCAUGCCAGCCAGAGUUUCCCAGUGACCUUCAGGAAGGUGUGGAGAUUCAAACCCAGGUUUCCAAAGUCUUAAUCCAGUGGUUAAAAUAAGAAUAACAGAAUAAUAGAAUCGUGGAGUUAGAAAGGACCCUGAGGAGCAUCUCGUCCAACCCCCUGCAAUAAUAAUAAUAAUAAUAAUAAUAAUAAUAAUAAUAAUAAUAAUAAUUUAUUUGUUUAUUUAUUUAUUUAUAUCCCGCCCUCCCCAGCCAAAGCCUGGCUCAGAGCAGCUAACAACAAUAAAAGUAACACAGUUUACAUAAAAUCACAAUCAAUUAAUUGAAAUAUGCAGGAAUAUGCAGCAGUCCCAUGUGGGGAUUGAACCUGCAACCUUGGCGUUAAUCAACACCACACUCUAACCAACUGAGCUAUCCAGGUUCUGAAAGUUUUUUCUCUAGCCCACACUUUCAGAAUAAAAAAUUUUGCUCUCAGCACGCUGGGUUUUUUUUAAUUUUUUAUUGAUAAGAAAUACAUUCGAAAACAAAAAGAAACAACUUCUGACAAAUUGAAUACAUUUGACUGGAUAUACAGCAUUCAUGGUCCGAGUAGCAAUAAAUCUGGCUUAGUAACUUGCUAUUCAGCUGGUCACCUGUGGUGAGUAACAAUUGCCCCCAGGCAAAUAGGCAGGGAAGCUUUACAAAAGUUGGUUCCUUUUUCUGUUUGAGGCACAAAUGACUAACAUGGAGUGGGUGUGAGUAGGCUGGUAACAACUUUCGCUGGCAUGUCAUUUUGAGGAUUUAUUUCCAAGGCUGCAGUAAAUCCUGUAUUAAAUGAAUUUUUUUAACUGUCGGACGCGAUAGAGCUAGAGAAAUAGGAUUAGAAGGGGAAUUUUUCCUUAAAUGGGUGUGUUUCUCGUGGGGUCCUUGCAAAGUCAGCUGCCUGUUUCCAUUGUUGUAGAAGUGGACAAUAUAGAAGUUAUGGCAAAGACAGCUGAUGUUCAAAACUUGAUGGGUUGAUAACCAUCAUUUGUUUACAUUCUGUUUUGAUCUUCCAUUUGUUAACUUGCUGUAAUUUCAGAUACACUCACUUUAAUGAUAUUGUCUUACAAGGUUGUCUUACAGCGUAUGCAGUUAACUAACACUCAGGAGUUGCUGUGUCUUCUUCCCCCAGCUUCCAUUUGCCUUCAUAAUAUAAUACGUACACACGUCAUUUGUAUCAAACACUGAUGUAGUCAUUGGUUUUAUCCUUGACCCAUGCUUCCACUCAUACAUUUGCACCAUUUAUUCAUCACGUUUAACACACACGCAGAGCAAUCUGUUUUUUAAAAGUUGAAAAACCGUUGUGUUGUUGGCAUCUGUCUGUCAGGGAGACAAUGAAAGGGCACGCCUUCAGGGGUAGAGUCAAACCGUUGGAGAGUUAUAGCGCCUGCUAUGACUGUAGAGAGGGACGCAGGUGGCGCAGUGGGUUAAACCACAGAGCCUAGGACUUGCUGAUCAGAAGGUUGACGGUUUGAAUCCCUGCGACGGGGUGAGCUGCCAUUGCUCGGUCCCUGCUCCUGCCAAUCUAGCAGUUCAAAAGCACGUCAAAGUGCAAGUAGAUAAAUAGGUACCGCUCCAGUGGGAAGGUAAACGGCGUUUCCGUGCACUGCUCUGGUUUGCCAGAAGCGGCUUAGUCAUGCUGGCCACAUGACCCGGAAGCUGUACGCCGGCUCCCUCGGCCAAUAAAGCGAGAUGAGCGCCGCAACCCCAGAGUCGGUCACGACUGGACCUAAUGGUCAGGGGUCCCUUUACCUUUAUGACUGUAGAGACCAGGGGUCAGCAAACUGUUUCAGCCAUGGGCCGGUCCACUGGCCCUCAGAUCAUGUGGUGGGCUGGACUAUAUUUUGAAAAGAAAAAAAUGAACGAAUUCCUGUGCCCCACAAAUAUUUUAAAUAACCCAAACCCAAACCCAAAUAUUUUAAAUAACAGCACACAUUUUACUCAUGUUAAAACACCAGGCAGGCCCCACAAAUAACCCAGAGAUGCAUUUUAAAUAAAAGGACACAUUCUACUCAUGUAAAAAAAAGCUGAUUCCUGGACCAUCUGCGGGCCAGAUUGAGAAGGUGAUUGGGCCGCAGGCUGCCUACCCCUGGUAGAGACCAGUACAGGAGAGACAUGUUUCAUUGUAGCUGGGGCAGAUGAAGGCAUCCGGUUUUGCUGCUAAAGGUGAACUAUGGUGCUUCUCUCUGUGGUCUUCCCAGGGACCAUUCCUCCUCUGGUCAUGGCUGUGGAUAAUAAUAAUAAUAAUAAUAAUUUAUUUAUUAUUUAUACCCCGCCCAUCUGGCUGGGUUUCCCCAGCCACUCUAGGCGGCUCCCAAUCAAGUGUUAAAAACAGUACAGCAUUAAAUAUUAAAAAAUUCCCUGAACAGGGCUGCCUUCAGAUGUCUUUUAAAGAUAGGAUAGCUGCUUAUUUCCUUCACAUCUGAAGGGAGGGUGUUCCACAGGGUGGGUGCCACUAGCGAGAAGGCCCUCUGCCUGGUUCCCUGUAACGUCACUUCUCGCAAUGAGGGGACUGCCAGAAGGCCCUUGGCGCUGGAUCUCAGUGUCGGGCUGAACAAUAGGGGUGGAGACGCUCCUUCAGGUCUACUGGACCGAGGCCAUUUAGGGCUUUAAAGGUCAGCACCAACACUUUGAAUUGUGCUUGGAAAUGUACUGGGAGCCAAUGCAGAUCUCUCAGGACCAGUGUUAGGUGGUCCCAGCGGCCACUCCCAGCCACCAGUCUAGCUGCCGCAUUCUGGAUUAAUUGCAGUUCCCGGGUCACCUUCAAAGGUUGCCCCACGUAGAGCACACUGCAAUAGUCCACGACCUGAAUGUCAUGUCUCCAAGCACCACAAUUGUCUGCAAUGGAUUCCCAUAGGGCUGGGUUAAUGUAAUAUUGCCAGCCUUCAUGUCACAUUUCAUGUCCUUGGGGAUCCCGCCAUCCUCCUUUCUGUGUACAUGACCAAGGCAGCAUAGAUGUUGCUGAGACACAAGUGUCUGGGAAUGUGGGCCUGGAAGAGCACAUCUUUGAGAUUUGGUUUUCCAUGACGUCACAAGUUCCAGCCAAUUAGUGCUGUGCACAUCGAGCUUUUCCUUUGGUCACAUGGAACCAGUUUUUUUCUGUGCUCGGUUACCUUGAUGAGAUUUCUUCCCAUAGGCAUCUUGUUGGCCAUUGUGGUGCUACACUCGAUGAGCCUUUCAACUGAUCCAGCGGUACUCAUACAGUAUGUUAUUUUCUUAAUAUAGAAGGAAAUAUUGUGUAUCCCGUAAGGCAAAGACUUGGGAAGGACUUCAGCUCCCUAGUUGGCAACUAAUUAUGCAGUAUUAUUAGAAGAUGGGCCUACGUUUUAAAACUAUUUCCAAAUAGAUAUUGGAGACGUCAAGCUUCAGGCCACUUAACUUCAGAAUAAUUGUACUAAUGAGUGGAACUAAUUCCAAAUAGAUAAUUAUCUGUCUGCCUGUCUCUCCAUCCUUUAGUUGUCUUGUGUCGUUUGAUUGCUCAGUUGAAACAGAUGUUAAUUACCCUUUCUUUUCUUUCUUGCCCCUUCUCUUUCUUUGUGCAUUCAGUAACAAUACAUUUUUCAAUUAAUCAUCAUCAGAUUUUUUGAUUAGCAGUGUGGCUAGUUUUUAAAAUGAGGGCAAUUAACAUUUUCCAUUAUAAUCCUUUUGUCGUCUUCUUUCUGAUCCAAUUACUAGAAUGAAAAGAGAAUUUUGAUCCUUCUAGGGGCAGCGGCAUUCAGGGAUCUAAAACAAUUAACUGCUGUACCGUGAACUAAAAGCCAUAAUUUGGGGGAGGGGUUCUGGAAAAAGCAAACAUGGAACAUUUUUAGAGCUCCUCAUAAAAUAAUCGCAACCAAAUGACUGUACCUCCCAUUUGCUGGAUUGCAGGUUUUUCUUUCUUAGUUGUGACUGAAACACACCCAACAUAUGGUAAAUUGGAUAAUCAGCUUAAAUAAAAACAAGCAUUUUCCACACAGUGUACGGUAAAUAAAGCAAUGAUUUCUUGAAUUGAGAAUGAUGGAUAGGAAGAAAGAAAGAAAGAAGCAGGAAAAAUAGCCAUACAACACACACAUCCUUGCUACCUGUCCCCCUUAACAAAAAGAAGAAAGAAACCACUUUUAAAAACCAAAUACACCUUUUAUAUUGAUCAUCAAUGGCAACAGGGAGCUGGACCUUUCCACCGAGUUUUCCAUGAAUUUUACUAUUUGUGUGGGUAGAUUCACAUAGACUAUGAAUGACCAUAAUCUAUUUUGGAGAGCAAUGGGCAACUGGGAACACUUUGUGUAUCAGUUAUUUGCCACACAGGGAACUUUGGCACACUUCCCGCACUGGUUUGACAAAAUAGGUGAUCCUUUUGGUUUCAUCGCUGCUGUUCCUAUUACUCUAAUCAUAAUGCCAGAGUCUUUGUGAACCUUAUGUAAAGUAGGAAAUACAUGCACAAAGGUCCAAGUAGGAGCUACGGCAGGGACACAGACAUGGCAAAGUGUCGUCCAUUUUGAUCCAACAUGGCUGCUCUACUGUCUGCGUAAAACAUACCAUAACUGCUGGGUGUGAUGGAGGUUUUGCAGGCCUAGCAGGGCUCACAUACCCUCCAAUAUUCCUCCGAUGAAAAUAGGGACAUCUUGUUAUGUACUGAAGUUCUCACCCUGGGCCAGCAGGGGGGGAUACUGUAGAUAGUUUUCACUCAGGUCCACAUAUGCAAAUAAGGGAUUGAAAGUAACGUUCAGUGAUUGGAUAGUUACAGAAAAUGGUUACUGUUGCAUUCUAGUGGAGCUCUAUAUAAGCAGGCUGGCUGAACCCUUCAGUUCAGUUCAGUUCUGGCCUGUGAAUAAACAAGAGCUGUUUGAAGAAUCGCUGUGUUGUCUGAUAUGUUCACCCACAACUUAACACAUCCAGUGCUAUUUUUGUAGAAAAAGAUGCGCAGAAACACACCAUGAACACCUCUCUUGUUCUCUUAGAAUGGCAACGGUACCCACCUGAGAGGUGCAGGGACUGAGUUCCAGUGAGUUCUGGCUGGAAAAAAUGCCCUGGAGAUGGCCUAUUCCAUUACCCUCCAACAUUUCUCCAAUGAAAAUAGGGACGUCCUAAGGGAAAACGGGACAUUCCGGGAUCAAAUCAGAAACCAGGAAAGCUUCUGCAAUCCAGGACUGUUCUUGGAAAAUAGGGACAUUUGAAGGGCCUGGGUUGAGAUUAACACACAGUGUGUCUUUGUGAGCAGUCAUAGUGCUCAUUAGUGAUAUAUCUGGUUACUGCUCAAUGUUUUUUAAGCCAUAGAGAAAUUGGCUUCUUUUUGUGGCAGACAGUGAUACGUAUGUUUGUCAAGUUCCUGUUUGAUUCAUGCUGAAACUAUUUCUUCCGCUGCCCAACCCAUUCCUAUGUGCUCUUUACUUUUCCACUAUAUUUGCAAAGGCGGUGUGACCAGGUCAUAGAAUGAAUCUCAUACCCCAGAUAUAUGAAACCUAUCUCCAGAUGGACAAUAGGCAUUGUAUAUUUCUAGAUACUUAUUGUUAAGGUCAUAGCUGUGGAAUGUGUAAAAAAAAACCCCAGCCUGAACACCUUGAACACAGUCCAGAAAAAGUCAAGCGCUUGGAGGUCCCAGUGAUCUCAGUGGAGAAGCAAAACACCUGUUUUAGUUUUCCUUGUUUUUUGGGAAUAUUCCCUAAGGGUCUUCCAGCUUGAGAUUUGUCGUUGGGAGAGGUAAGAAGCAAAGAAGAUGCAACAGGCAUGAAAACUGAGGGAACUGCUAUUCAGGGCCAGCUCUGCUGUUAGGCAGAGUGAGGUGGCCACUUCAGGCAGAAGAUGCUGAGGGGCAGAGAAUGGACAAAGCUGUAAGUGCCGUGCAGUCUGCCCUGUAUCCCCUAAGCUCACCUGCUGCCCUCAAGUGCACUCUCUGCCCCAUCACCGGUGUUGUAGUCAGAGUCACUUGCUAGUCUGGUUGGCUUUUGUACGUAGAACAUGAUAUGUACUACCUUGCUUUUUGAUUCAGGUAGCAACAUGUCUUGGGGCAGCCCCGACUAUGUGUUACAAGAAAAAGGAGCCAUAUGUUAUGUAAAUUCUCUCCUUAGUAUCUAUAAUUUCUUACCUAAUUACAGCCUGUGAUUGGGGGAGGGGGUGGGACACCUCAACAAAACGCUGCCAUUUUUAGUGGCAGCCUUAUGUUCUCUGCAAUGUGUACUUUUUUGGCCUAAGGUUAGGCCAAAGGCUUCAUAGGGAAAGUGGAUUUCCCAUGCAUGCAGAGCUCUGGGUGCCGUUCCUUGGGUUUCCUUUGAGAAUUUUGAGUAAUGGGUUUCCCAUUAUGAAUAAAGGACAUACUCCUGUAUGGUAGAGUGUGAUGGAAUGUGGGAAACUGUUUAGACCCAUACACAUAGUUAGGAAUGCCAGUUUAGGUUUAGGUUCCAUGCAGCUGAUGGACUGUGGUCCACGAAAGCUUAUGCCGAGGACUUGUUAGUCUUUAAGGUGCCGACGACCCUUUGCUGUGUGUGCUUAAUGGUUCUCCCACUGAACUCAAUAGGACUUAAAAGUGAUUAACGUGAAUGGAUUGUGCCACGUAAAAUAUGUGUUGUGAAAAAGCAAUGUAAGCAAACAACCAUUCUAGUUAAGGCAUAAUGCAGUUUUUCAUGUCAUAGGCUGAGACACCUGUGCAGGUAUCUGCGUGGGGGACUGUGGGGCAGGGCUUAUUACUGGAAUUUAGUGAACUAUCUGACACUGUAUCAAGAGAAGAAGCAGUUAAGAGUCCUACAGAAUUGUAGAUUUGGAAGGGACUACAGGGAUCAUCAAGUCCAACCCCUUCAGUUCAGGAAUCUUUCACCCAACAUGGGGCUCGAACCCUUGCCCCUGAGAUUAAGAGUCUCAUGCUCUACCAACUGAGCUAUCUGUGUGGGAACUCUGCAAGCAGCAGCAAAAAGAAGGAAUUGCUCAGUUCCUGUUUUAGGGCCAGAGCAGCCAGGUGAGUCCUGUUGCCAGGCAAGGGAGGGUGUGUGACAAUACCCAACGGGGAAGCAUUCAUGCUACAGUUAUUUUUAAUAUCUGCACAUUGUAAGAUGAGCCCUACUGAAACAGACCAAAAGCCCUUCUAGUCCAGCUUCCUGUUUUCACAGUGGCCAGCCAGAUCCACGGACCUGUGUGUAACUGCAGGAUGUAUGGAAAUAUCCCCAUAUCCUCAGGGCAUCUCCACACUUCAUCUGUGGGUGCUGUCAUUUCCUCAAUCCCAUAUAGUGUUGAUGACAGCCGCUCAGGCAUCUUUGAACCUUCACGUUGGGGAGGAUGCCUGGCAUAUUCAAAUAGGCACUUGCAAACUCUCCUCUGUUGCUUAUGGGGCUUUCUUUGAGGGGGUGGGGCACCCCAGAAAGUAGAAUUAAGUUUGUGAAGGUGGGGAGGGGCAGAAAUUCAGAAAGUUUUAGAGGCGUGGCAUGGUGUAAAGAGCUUCCUCAAAUUUCCAUGUAUAAAAUUAAUAGCAGUGAUGUGUUCUUUCUUUCCAGAGAGCUGAGUUGCACGACAGGACAAAUUGUUAAGAGCUGCUACACGGAGUGCAAAAUGAACAGCGAAGCUCAACAUACAAGAUGCAGAGGGCAGUCCAAGUGAAGCAAGUCGGGUUGAAAAUGUCUGCGUGUAGUGAUUUUGUGGAACACAUCUGGAAGCCGGGCUCCUGCAAAAACUGCUUCUGCCCCAGACACUUCCACCAGCUGCAGGCGCCGCCCCUGGACCUGGGAGGUAGCUGUGGCCUCUUGCAGGAUCUGAAUGGAACCAGAGCCAAAGCUGAGCCUACGGCUCUGGAGGAUGACGGAGUAGUUUCCUUGCCUUACUCCAAGCCAACAAUUGCCGUAAAACCAACGAUGAUAAACUCGGAUGUUGCUGAUGUGUGGGCAGAUGGGAGCCUGAGUGCUGAUAUCCCACAGGUAAUGUUUAACAAGGGGCAUGGUGUGUUUUACAAGGUUCUUCUGUUGUAAAAAAAAUUGUAUUUGACGUAGAACAGUACUGGUAUUUGUUAUGACACAAUUGCUGCAAUUUUUCUUCAUUUAGCAAAGGAAGGUUCUGUUGUCAAUGGCUUGAGAUUCCACUCCUUGUCAGUAAGAUAGGAAACCCUUGCAGAUUUUCUGGGUGUGUUUCUAGGUUCUUGGUGGGCAACAUCCUCUUCAGAGAAUGUUGAAGAGGUUUCAGAGAAAGCCGGAAAGCUUUGCAUGCUUCCUCCAGGGUGAGCUCACCUGUGAACCUCCAAAUAUUAUUGGUCUACAAAUCCCGGUCCCGUCUCUGGCCUUGCUGUCUGGGGCUGAUGGAGUUGGAGUCCUGCAACAUCUGAACGGCCACAGGUUAGCCACCCCUGACUUACUUUCAUGCAAAACCCUUGCCAGCUGCCAUGUUACCCUUUGGAUCCAGGUGAGCCCCACUGCUACCCAGACUGACACGAGCAAGUUUUCAUUUGCCCUCUUCUAGGCAUCAGAACCUUCUGACCCUAGGUGCGCGUGAGAGUCAUUCAACUUCUCUCAGGCAUCUUCAGCCUGGACUUUAUUCCCUCAGGAAAUGCAGCAGUGCCUGCCUCCCAAAUCCAGCAUUCCUUGAGAUAGGUGAAUAGAACUCGAAUCGACCAGCCCUCCUCAUAUCCUCACCCCUUAACUACACAACAAUCCAAACAUCAGGUGCUGGGCUUGUGGUCAGAGGAUCUACUGCUUCUUGUGACUUCUAGGGAUCCUAACCCACAGGACGCUACGCUUGCCAGAAUGGUAGGAAGUACUUUCCUUGGUAAGUGGGCUUUUGGCGUUUGACAGCUUCGCUAUAGGGAGCUCUCAAGCCGUCCCAGAUGUGAAUACUUGAGGAAUUCGCGCUUUACACAUUCCAAUAUGAACUGAUUUGUAGCAAAGCUUCAAUAAGCACCAACUUCCAUACUUCCCCAAUAUUCAGAUGUUUGUUGUUGUUUAGUCGUUUAGUCGUGUCCGACUCUUUGUGACCCCAUGGACCAGAGCACACCAGGCACUCCUGUCUCCAGCAGUUUGGUCAAACUCAUGCUGGUAGCCUCGAGAACACUGUCCCACCAUCUCGUCCUCUGUCGUCCCCUUCUCCUUGUGCUCUCCAUCUUUCCCAACAUCAGGGUCUUUUCCAGGGAAUCUUCUCUUCUCACGAGGUGGCCAAAGUAUUGGAGCCUCAGCUUCAGGAUCUGUCCUUCCAGUGAGCACUCAGGGCUGAUUUCCUUCAGAAUGGAUAGGUCGGAUCUUCUUGCAGUCCAUGGGACUCUCAAGAGUCUCCUCCAGCACCAUAAUUCAAAAGCAUCAAUUCUUCGGUGAUCAGCCUUCUUUAUGGUCCAGCUCUCACUUUCAUACAUCACUACUGUGAAAACCAUGGCUUUAACUAUACGGGCUUUCAGAUGUAGUUUUUGGCUAAAAAAAGAGUAAAGUAUUUUGAAAUGUGUAUUUUGAGAGAGAGAGAAAUUAAUUAAAUGCAUUUAGAAGUGGUAACAAGAACUGAAACAGGGCAGAUUUAUGAGUGAACACAUGCACAAGUGGCAUGGGCUGAAAACAGACUCAUUUGUACACCGCGAGUUCCUAGGGGAUCCCACCUAGGGGAUUCUAUUAAACUCAGUCCUCUACACUGAGGAUGCAGGAUAUCUCAGCGAACUUGGUCUCCCACAAACAGACAUUGAAGUGGAACAUGAAUCAGUACUUCCACCUGAGAUUUGCCUUGAACUGUUCUGCCUCUUCUCCCUCUGAAGAGAAGGUUGUAAAUAAUGCUACAGAGUUUACUGUCAUUUCUUAAACUACAGUGUGUUGUAAGAAGUAUUUCAGGCAGAGAUGUGUGAACACAGCCGCUGCCACCACAACGCAUCAAGAAUUGUCACUGGUAUUUAAAAAAAAAAUCCUUUUUUGCUGCCUAUUUAAUGCCUUGGAUCUUUUCCCCAAGCAGACAUUUCUGCCUUAGCCUUGAUAUUUUGCUCUAGGCAAAAUUUGCCAGCAACUCUUAACUGUAGAUAAGACUUAUUAAGCAAAGAAAAGACCAGAAAGGUUGGCAGAAUGAGUAAUUUAUUUCAUGCACUAACUUGAAAGUACUGGUGUUUCUAAUUGGGCUUGGUUUUUAAUGAGCAAAAUUUCAUCAAAAUCAGUUAAAGCAGAGUUCAGCGUUCAGUUACCUACAUGUGUCACUGAAAGCCUUUUCAGGCAGGCCGUGAAUGAUUCAUGUCAGUUAGUGUGGAGAGAAUAGAAGAAAGGCUUUUCUGCUUAAGGGCUUCUGCUACUUUGAUUCUGGGUAUCUUUUUUUAUAUUCAUUUUUAAAAAGCAGUACUCUAGCCCUCUUUGUCCAGGAGAAAAUGGAAUGUGCCUCAAAGCUGCACAUUUGAAAGGGGAAAGAAAAAUAUAUUCCGAAGCCUACAUGUAUUAUGCUUUCAGAUCCCAUGAUUACAAAGUCUAUUUGAAGUUUUCGAAGACGUACUUUGUAAUUUUGAACUUCUGGGAUGAGUAGCUCAGGCAUUCUUUGUCAGAGCAUCUGAUUGGAAAAUUCACCUUUCCAGGAAGCAGGGACUCGUCAUAUUUGAUAUGAAAUUGUUGCCUGUUAAUACUUGCCACCCUUUUUCUCUGUUCAAAGCUGUGCACCACCUUUUUUCACUGUUAAAUUCAGAUUAAAAAUGAGGCUUCCAGCUUUAAUCAGUAGAUUAAUCAAGUAGCACUUGGAACUGACAUAUGUAGGGAGAAGAGUUUUAACUAUUUCCUCCCCAGAAACGAUCCCCAUGAAUAUUCCUCCAUGUGGCAAUUAGUAAAGGUAAAGGGACCCCUGACUCCAGUCGUGACCGACUCUGGGGUUGCAGCGCUUAUCUCGCUUUAUUUGCUGAGGGAGCCGGCGUACAGCUUCCGGGUCAUGUGGCCAGCAUGACUAAGCCGCUUCUGGCGAACCAGAGCAGCACACGGAAACGCCGUUUACCUUCCUGCUGGAGCGGUAUCUAUUUAUCUACUUGCACUUUGACAUGCUUUCGAACUGCUAGGUGGGCAGGAGCUGGGACAGAGCAACGGGAGCUCACCCCGUCGCGGAGAUUCGAACCACCGACCUUCAGAUCGGCAAGCCCUAGGCUCUGUGAUUUAACCCACUGCACCACCUGCGUCCCUUGUGGGCAAAAAACUCCCAUUGACCCACAACCCUGUUGGCAAUGCUGUGCAUUACACAUUUAACUCAAUAUGUAGUUAAGCCCUUCCUGCAAUAUUUGCACAGAAAGAAAAAGUAAAGAAAGAAGCCCACAACUUUGAAAAGUUGACACUGUGCUUGUUUACUCAGAAUUAAGUCCUGUUGAGUCGAUGGGACUUGCUUUCAGACAAGUGUGCACAGAACUGCAGCCAUAACAUCAUUCUGGAUCAGUCUGUAAAGGUGGCUGGGUGUGUUGAUGCACAAUGGAUGUCUCGUUUUUCUACUCAGCGAGAUCAGAAGUGACCAGUUAAAAUUAUUUUCCAGAUGAAAGCCCUGUUGUUUCUGCUGUUCUUGGGAAGAGAGUCUCCACACGGCUCUUUGAUGUUCUUCCUAACACACAGGUUUCCCUUAAUGUGGAGGGAUCCUCUCACGGCUUUUGAACUGCCGUGACUUUGCUUCUCAAUAAACCAGAUGCCAGUUCACAGAGGACACCGCCUCCUCCUUUGUAAUGCUUAUAACAGAUAUGGGCAGCAAGAAGGCUGCUCCAUUUUAUAGCAUGAAGUGGGAGAGGAAAUUAUCAGUUGCCCUGAACUGGGGGUGGGGAUGUCCUUGCCAGAGUGGCUUUUGUUUGAUCACUAACGUUAAUGAACAUUUCCCUCUCUUCUCCACUCUUAUUUUCCCAUUUAAGUACAUGCACUUUAGGCUGAGUUCUCCCUGAGAUGAUAAAACUGCGUGUGGGCUGCACAGUGCAGAUUGCAAGUGGGAGGGGUUCACAUGAGUCAACUGUCCUGCUUGCUUACUUACUUACUAAAUAAAUAAAUUCCUUCAUAUUGGAAACUGGCCUUUCAGGGAGAAGGCUAGACCUCCUCUCUUAGAGGGUAUUUUGUUUUGUUUUGCUUUGGUAUUUGUUGUUGUUUAGUCAUUUAGUUGUGUCCGACUCUUCGUGAUCCCAUGGACCAGAGCACGCCAGGCACUCCUGUCUUCCACUGCCUCCCGCAGUUUGGUCAAACUCAUGCUGGUAGCUUCGAGAACACUGUCCAACCAUCUCGUCCUCUGCCGUCCCCUUCUCCUUCUGCCCUCCAUCUUUCCCAACAUCAGGGUCUUUUCCAGGGAGUCUUCUCUUCGCAUGAGGUGGCCAAAGUAUUGGAGCCUCAGCUUCAUGAUCUGUCCUUUGCUUUGGUAUAGAGGAGCAUAUAAUCAGUUGAAGUGAGGGUUUUCUACCCUAGCAAGAACCAGGCCUUACUAGACUCAGAACAGUUCCACCUAUAUUAUUCAGAAUAAGAUUAUAGACUGAGAAUAGACGAGAGAGGGACAUAUUUUUGAAUGUGCACCCACAUUUAAAACAGCAACAUCUCCCAGCGCAUAGUGAACUAUCUCACCAGGGAGAAAGGAUCUCUUACCUGCAUGGACAGGGUGUGAGUGUUGUGUUUUUGUUUUACAUCAAUAAUAUGUCAUCCACACAUACAAAGUGAUGCAAAACAGAAUUGUAUUGUCUCUGUCUACCACCUUGGUCAGUGUUGUGUGUAUUAUUAUUAUUAAAAUUUCUAUACUGCCAUUUAUCUGUAGAUCUCAGGGCUCUUUAGGCCUCCUUUGGUUUCAUUUCUCCAAAUGAAGAUUUUAGCUCAGGGGUGGGGAAGUUUUGAGUCCACCUUCUAUCUUGCUCAUUCUUUUGUGGGCUGCAUGCAGGUGGGGAGUUGGAGCCAGAAGCAAAAGGUGGAUAACACCAGAAGCAAAAUGCUCUAUUCCAGCCACACAAAAGUCAGAGGUUUACAACACACACAGACACACAUAUAUUUCCACCCAGCCAAACAAUAUAUCCUAGUUCAAGGAUACGUUCCAGCUGGGCAAAAGCCGUUGAGAAGUGUACAGAGCAGGACUAGUGAGAGGUGCAACUUAGGGAGAAGAACACGGACUUCCAAGAGUCCCAUGGGCCAGAGAGGGGCCACAAUAAGCCCCUGAGCCCGAGGUUUUCCGCCCCUGGGAUUAGGCCUGUGUCAAUUUACCUGUACCUGCUUGCACAGUAAAGUAUGGAAAACCUGUGCAUGGCUUUUUUGCUUACAGAUGAGGAUAUUUUUUUUAUUUUAGAAUACCUGGACAGAGGGCUUUGGCCUUCUGCUCUUCAGUGUUUAGUAUUACAGCAGGACCACCCUAGUCAGUAGAUCUAAUUUGUUCUGUUAAUAGAUCUAAUUUUAUAAAUCUCAAGUUAGAAAUUACAGACAUAUAUAAUAUUUUUGUUUAUCAAUGCAGGUCAACAAGAGAAUGCCACCCAGAAAUCUUGCCUUGAUGAAAUCUGCAGAAGAACAAAGAGUGUGUAUUGACAAAUUCAGCAACAACAUCAUAAGGAAGGCUGUCAUUCAGAAUACUCCAAAUGAUCGUACUUUGCACAGUCCUCCAGGCCCUUCUUUGGCCGGUUGCUCAAGUCUUGAAAGCAGUGCAGAGAGAAAUGUCGCCUUCAGUAAUGUGGCAUUUCUGAAUGAUGUGGGUGCACGGGAGAAUGGAAAUGAAGUGGCCAGCAAGGAGAAGCUAUCCUUGCCAUAUCUGGGCCUCUGCCACAAUUCAUCCUUUUUGAGUGACAGAUGCAUUGGCUUUGCCGUGGACUCCGUGGGAUACUCUCCCAUCCACCAAAGAGAGGAAGCGUCACUUUCAGAAAGAGCUGCUAUGUUCAAUUCUUCCGAUUUAGAAAGUGAAGGCGGGGAGUACUGCUCCAUCACAGACUAUUGCAAAGAGGCUCCUGUCCACCAGGGGUUUGACAAUACCAAAACCAAAGAGGUGUGGCGUGAAAAACCUGUUUCAAAACUUCAGGCGUCAGAGGCUGUGACAAAUGCAAGAACUGAGUCCGUAGACGUGAGUUUCAGUGAAGGGGAAAGCAGAACCUUGAAUUCAGACUUUCAAAGGGGGGAGAAGCAUCCGCCACACAGUUAUGUAUACAACCACUUAUGUUCCGAAACUGACACAUUAGUAUUUCCCUCAGAUACUGGCAGUGGCCCCUGUGGUUCGCCCAAGGGAAAUUAUUGCUGUCCUUCGGUUAGAGAAUCAGAUCAGACUGUAGACAAGCGUAUAGAAAAUGCAAGCAAUUCCGCAGAGCAACAGCUUUCCUGUGAAGCAGCCUCUCAAAAUGAGCCUAUCUAUGCUGAGAGCACGAAGAGGAAAAAGACGCAGCUAAAUAAUGCCAACACGCAUGCAAGGUGUGAUGCCUUGACUUAUAGCCCCUCUAAAGAUAAACAAGAUGGCCUCUGGAGAGGGAAGCCUCUCCACUUGGAGUGCGAAAGAGAGUCCCAAGAAUCUGUCACGCAGGUACCAGCGACUAUUACCAUUGUGGCGGCCCACACAGAAGAUGACAACCGGACUAUUUUCCUUAGCAGUCCAGACUCAGCUGUAGGGGUCCAGUGGCCAAGUCCUAGCCCCACUUCUAAUUCAGAUGCUAGGAAAACGUCCCCUUUCUUCGAAUACAGAGAAAUGCCGCAAGCGAGCAGCGAGAUGAGCCCAGUGGAAAAUGAUCCAGGUCUUCAGUCCCAAACAACUAGCAGAAAUGGGAUAGGUGAGACUCCUGCUAUUCCCCCAAAAUUGUCCAAAGGGAGCCCGCCUAGAGGAGAGGGGCCUUUCACACAGUCUGUAAGUUCUUUUGUGGCAGAAACUUGUGAUAGCGACGGCCAUCGGGGUCUUGACAUUCCAAAGAACGGCGCAGAUAGCACAAUCUUUGAGCCCGCAUCGUCCAUAUGCCCUCAUACGAACAAAAUCUCUCCAGAGGAGUCGAACAAAGGUCUGGCGGCCUUGAGCUCUGAGAGGAGGCAGAAAUACUACAAUCUCUCCUGGAGCAGGCAGUGUAGGAUAGAGGAAGAAGAGGAAGAAGAGCAGGGAUUCUUGAAAAGCACACCAGAGACAGAAACGGAGAACGGGGCAAGCAGUCCCUCAAGUAUUUCUGAUUGCCAUCAGGGGGGGAAACACACUGUCCAGGACAACAAGAUUGCAGGAAUGAGCAAAUCGGCAUCUUUUGCCUUCGAGUUCCCUAAAGACAAGAAUGGAAUGGAGGAAUUUGCACCACCACCACCACCUCCAAAGAAACAAUCCAGGUACAGGAAAAAAAUGUUUUGUGUGCAUUCUUGUUGGUAGCUGUCAGAUGGCAAGGGUGGUUGCUCACGAGUAACCAGGCAGGACUCCGACCUGUCUUUUACAGGUUUUAUUUAGGUGCAAAACUACUGUAUUUUUCGCUCUGUAAGACACACCAGACCAUAAGACGCACCUAGUUUUUGGAGGAGGAAAACAAGAAAAAAAAUAUUCUGAAUCUCAGAAGCCAGAACAGCAAGAGGGAUCGCUGUGCAGUGAAAGCAGCAAUCCCUCUUGCUGUUCUGGCUUCUGGGAUAGCCGCGCAGCCUGCAUUCGCUCCAUAAGACGCACACACAUUUCCUCUUACUUUUUAGGAGGGAAAAAGUGAGUCUUAUAGAGCAAAAAAUACGGUACUUAUAGUGCAGAACCCCAAAGUUUAUGUCUGCUUCAAUCGCUAGCAGAAUCUGGGAGCGCUUGUUUCCUGGACCUCCCCCAACAUAAAAGUCUCGUUACGCCCAUCCUUUUCCUUCCCUCUUUGCGCUUUAGACUUCUGCACAGGGUGGGCAGUGGAAGGGGCGUGCUUCCCUCCUGGCCGGCUUGGCCAGAAGCGGUGCUGAGGCUCCCAGCAGCAUCCUCUGGUCCUUUCAUCUCUUCUCCACUGGAGGUGGGGCUUUCCUCCUCCCUGGAAGAAGAACUGCUUCGCAAGAUUUUCGGAAGGUCCCUGUAACACAACUGCCCCUCUGUUUCCCGCCCCUGUUCUGAUGACAGUUCCCUGACAGUAGCCAAAGAUCAAUAAGGUUGAGAUAAGUGAGCUUUGGUAUCUCUACAGUUGUAUCUUGGUUUUCGAACAGCUUAAUUCUCGAAUGUUUUAGCUCCUGAACGUCGCAAACCCGGAAGUGACUGUUCCGGUUUGUGAACUAUUUUUGGAAGCCGAACAUCCGAUGGGGCUUUCGAGGCCUCUGAUUGGCUGCAGGAGCUUCCUGCAGCCAAUCAGAAGCCGCGCUUUGGUUUCUGAAUGUUUUGGAAGAUGAACAGAGUUCUGGAACAGAUUCCAUUCAACUUCUAAGGUACGACUGUAUGUGCUAAAUUAUCACUUGGGGGGGGGUGUAGCAAAGUACUACCACCACAAUUACUGAUUAACACAGGGCUUAUCUAUAUAACAGGCUUAAAUCUGUUGCAUUGUCACAGCUUAAGUACCCUGACAAUCCCAGUUAUGUAAGGGGCUGCCAAAAGAGAAUUUCUGCCUGCUCAGUCUCCUGCCUUUUGUGGUGUAGCAUGUAGAAUAGUUCCUAGUGCUGCUUGUGGAAAGUUCAAACGAACUUCUUACUUCACAUGUGCAGAACUCUUGAUAAGAAGGCUAUACUCUGUCUUCCAAAGAGUCUUUAACACAGCAAGAAAACCCAGGAGGUCAGUUUCUGUAUUUUAAUUUUUUUGCAGUUGUAGGGAACAGCCUGAGUGCCCUUUCACGUUUGUGUGAAUUCAUGUUUGUGUGAAGUUAAUUCCCACAUGGUGUCGUCUAGCAGUUCCCAAACUACCCCCUGCCCAACUGAUCAGUUGAAAAUUGUUGAGGGUUUUGGGAGACCACUUGAUGAUUUUUGCCUUUUAAAAAAGUUUUUAUUGAAUAUUUUCUUGUGUUAGGAAAUAAACAAAUAAACAAGGGAAAGUACAUACUGUAUAGUGUCUCCACUUUCAAUUCAUAGGGUCUUUUCCACAGUUCAUUAAUGUUCAGUAUGGGACACUAAUGCCAUAGACAUCUUACAGCUAAGGGGAGAGAAGGGGAAAAGAAAUGAGGGGGGGAUAUGGGGGUAUUGUUCUGUUUUUAUAUUGCUUAGUGCUAGUGUGGGGAUUUGUGUCAGCAUCGUAUGAGUAGGUCCUUUAUUUAUAUAUUUAUAUAUUUAUUUAUCUUUAUUGGCAUUGCGAGGGGUUGGAGGAUCCAGAGUUUGGUUGGUUGUAUUCAGUUGGUUGCAAUGUGGCUUAUUUGUAUGGCGUGGGGAUGGGGGGGAACAUUAUUGGGUCAGGUUAGCCAUAUUGCUUAUUUUUUUUGACCUGUUGUAGUUCUCAAAAAGCACUGUGCUGGUGGGUGCUGGAUAAGUUUAAUCAUAUUUUUAUUGCUGCUUUUAUUUCUUCUAUAUUGUACUUCUUUGUAUUUUAUAGAACUCAAAUUGUAAUGUAAGAAAUAAAAGCAAUAAAAAUACAAUUAAAUAUCAGUAUGAAUAUUUAAUGCCAUGAAUGUGCAGCACCACAGUUUGAGAAUCCUGGUGUUGUCCAUUUUUUUUCUGAGAGGGUGAAAUGGAGGGUAACACCAAUAAGCAGAAGAACAAGGACUUCACAUGAGCUAGGAAAUAGGAGGAAAUAAGGAGAUGCGGGUGGUGCUGUGGGUUAAACCACAGAGCCUAGGGCUUGCCGAUCAGAAGGUCGGCAGUUUGAAUCCCCGCAACGGGGUGAGCUCCCGUUGCUCGGUCCCUGCUCCUGCCAACCUAGCAGUUCGAAAGCACCUCAAAGUGCAAGUAGAUAAAUAGGUACCGCUCCGGCGGGAAGGUAAACAGCGUUUCCGUGCGCUGCUCUGGUUUGCCAGAAGCAGCUUAGUCAUGCUGGCCACAUGACCCGGAAGCUGUACGCUGGCUCCCUCAGCCAAUAAAGAGAGAUGAGCGCCGCAACCCCAGAGUCGGCCACGACUGGACCUAAUAGACCCUUUACCUUUACCUUUAAGGAGAUGCAGUAGCCCAACAUAAAAUAAAUAGAAUCAAAAAAUAAAACUGGGUUGCCCCUGAGGAAGGGUUUCCCAUACACACUGGGCCAUAACAUUUCUUUAUAGUAAUCUGUGUCCUAGCACCUUUCCAAUUUCCUCUACCAAUUUUACCCAGACCAUUGCAGCCCUUCUCUUAGGCACCAUAUGGAAAACUAUUAAGAGCUUUUUUCUGUCUUCCGGUCUUCGGUGGCUGAUGCUCUGCAAAUGUAGCAUUUGAGCUGGGCCUCAGUUUUGUCUGGGCUCUGAAACUUUUUUUUUUUUACUGUAUUGCUGAUAGAUAAAACGGGUGCUUCUAAUGAUUCAGCAAUGAAUCAGUAACUUCUCUGGGAUUCUUUCCCUCCAACGAAAGCAAAAACGCGGGGAGGGGGUGGGGCAGGGAAAGCAGAUGUGUGUCGAAAAAAGCUUCACUUGCUCUGGAAAAAUCUUCAUUAUAUUUCUCUACGUGAAUCUGUUUUAAACACUUGCCCUGCUGGGUUAUUUUAUCUCCAGCGGCAAAGAGGAAGUCAUAACAAAAGGACUUUGACUAGUUGGAAGGUCAAAGAUUGACUGUGAUUAAGGGGUAAUGUUCUUAGGAGAGAGAAAUGAGAACCGCUGGAAACAAUUAAUUGGAGAAAUAGGGCUCUCUUACACAGAGAUUGUAUGGGGCUUGUCCUUUGUUUUCCGUGGGGAAUUCCUCUGGGUGUCUGCACCACCUUUUGGUCAGAGGCUCCAUUCUCUUGAGAGAGAAUAAUAGCAGAGUUCACAUAGUGGAGUUCCCCUGUCCAUCGGUACAUACACCCAAGAGAGACGCUUUAAUGUGUACAGAUUUCUAUCUGUAUUUCAACUUCCCCUUUGUGGGUUUGUAGGGAUCAAGUAUCUGGCUACUGUAACACAUGCUGUGGUAAGAUCUGGGCUGGGUUACUGCCAUGCACUCUGCAUGAGUUUGCUUUUGAAUAGCAUCCAGAAAGUUCAUCCAGUCCAGAACUGGGCUUCUAACAAGGACUAGGCCUUUGCUCUUACGCCAAGAGAACUGCACCGGCUUCCCAGCUCAUUUACAUGUUGAAUGCUAGUGUUAAACUUUCAUACUCUACGCUAGUGGAAGUCAAGAAAGUAGGUAUAUCAGGAUCUGCUGGUAGAUCUCUUGAGCGAUUUACAGUAGGUUUUGCUGAGUUUCCGACUCCCAACUAUUUAACAGUAACAGCAACGGAAAGGCUCUCCUUCCUCCUCUCUAACUGGAUUGCUGGUAUGAGGAAAGUUUAGAAGGAAACCAGGAGUGGGUUUUGUGUGAGCUCGGUGCAGCCAGCCUUUUGGUAAAGUGGGGUGGAGCAAACUGCUUUGGUGUUAGAUCUGGACUCCCCUGGGAGAGGUGGCGGAUCCAUCCGCUGCUGUGUCCUCAUCCGCUGGCCUCCUCCUCCUCCACUCCUGCAGAUCUCCUUUUGGAGCAAUGUGCUGUUACAACCAUAGCUGUCAACCGUCCCUUAUUUGGCGGGAAACUCCCUUAUCCCAGUGCCGUGUCCCGCUGCUGUCCCUUAUUGAUGAUGUCCCUUAAAUUUCCCGGGUUUCAUGCUCGCCCGGCUCGGGAGGGAAGCAGCGGCUCGGGGUCCUCCACCGCGAGAGAGAGCGUGCGCUGGCGCCAUCGUCCUGGCGCGAGGAGUUCCAUCGGUCCUGCCCUGCCCGAGAGAGGAGGGGGAGGGAGAGAGACUCUCGCCCGCGAGCCCGGAAGCGGCAGCGGUGGUGGCAGCUGAGGAGGUGGCCUGAGGGAGGAGGAAUAGCAAAAUCCCUUAUUUUGGCUGCUGAUCCCUUAUUUUUGAGGGUGCUGGUCCCUUAUUUUCAAAUCUGUAAGUUGACAGCUAUGGUUACAACUUCAGUGUGAUUUUACAAAUGGAGACCUACAAGGAAGGAAGGGCCAUAACAGGUGCAUGGCACAGUGCAGUGCUGGUGUCAUGAGCAGGGAAGCACAAAUACUGAAACAAGGGCCUCCCCGAUCCAUUAUUCACAAUGGUCUCUUGCCUCUCACGUCAUCCAUUCCUUUUUUACCUUCUGAAUUGUUUUGGAAUAAGCCUUGAUGCAAGGAGAGUUAGGAGCGUUGGUUUUUAUCUCUAAAUGCCCUUCCGUUCCACACCUGGACAAGACUAGUUCCUGUGAGAGGCUUACUCCCAAACCGCCAUAAUGAAAGAUGUAUCUAUUUUAUCAGCCAUCUACUCGGUCGCAACCGUUUGAGUCUAACCUGCAUCUCAAAUUGGGCUGUGAUCUUCACACCCCUUAAAAACCUGGCUGUUUUGGGCUUUUUAUUGAACCAGCUCAGUUCUCAGUGCUUCUAAGGAGACCAACAGCCCUAAGCCAUGUCUACUCAGGAGUAAGACCACUGAUUUCAGUGGAAUUUGCACUUUGAAGUUCUACUAUAAAAGGAACAAAAAAAGAGAUCUCACAAGGUUCAAGUCCUGUCCUAUAAGGUCUGGAUCUAGGACAUUUCCCCCUCAUUUUGGUCUUAGGGUAGAGCCUUGCUCCACAUGAUGAUAAUAAUGGUGUUGUGUCACAUAAGGACUUAGGUUUGCAAAUAAUGCCCAUUUCUGCUUUUCUAUAGAUUGUGGGGGGACGGACAGAAGUGGUUUUUCUGGUGGGGCAGAGCCACAGUGCCCAGUUGCAUUGCGGCAGCCCCAUCACUUGUGCACUGACUCACUUCCACAGAAAGAAGAAACUACAGAAGGGUAGCCAAUGUGGUACAGUGGUGCCUCGCAAGACGAAAUUAAUCUGUUCCGUGAGUCUCUUCCUCUUGCGGUUUUUCCGUCUUGCGAAGCACGGCUAUUAGCGGCUUAGCGGCUAUUAACGGCUUAGCGGCUUAAAGAAAAAGGAAACAAACUCGCAAGAACUCGCAAGACGUUUCAUCUUGCGAAGCAAGCCCAUAGGGAAAUUCGUCUUGCGGAACGACUCAAAAAACGCAAAACCCUUUCGUCUAGCGAGUUUUUCGUCUUGCGAGGCAUUCGUCUUGCGGGGCACCACUGUACCUUGCAGGUGUUGUUGGACUACAACUCCCAUGAUCCCUGACCGUUGGCCAUGAUGCUGGGAAUUAUAGUCCAACAACAUUUGGGAAGCUGCUCCUGUAUCCAGUCACAAACCAAAACCCCUGCAUGAGAGCUACAUUUUUAUUUUUUAAGCUCCUAGGUUGCAUCUUAUGUCUCCAAACUGAAAUCCGUGAACACUUGAAUGAAUAAAUUAAAUUUAAAUUAUGCCCUGUAUUUCUAGAUAUGACCGUUCUGAAUUUCUAAACUGUUAGUUUGCGAUGGAGGGGGAGAAGGGAUGUCGUGAGAGAACCUUUGUCUCGAUGAAUGGUCCACGAGCAAGUAAUCUCCGCAAAAGAUAAUCACCCAUUUUGUGUUAGGCGGUGGAAAGGGAGGGUCCGCCUUUGUGCGUUACCCUGAAAUAUGCCGCAGGCAACACUUAAAGAAGGAAAAGGUUCACUGUGAGAGAUGGAAAGUAAUUGACCACCAUUUAGUUAUUUUUAGCACUUAAAGCCACGACCCCUUUGGAAAGGGAACUGUAGAACAACAAUAAAAAAAUAAUGAUUGGCAAUAUGUACAUCUUCAGCCUUUCCACCUUCCAGAUCCAAAUUCAUACUCAGAUUAGGUUUAUAACUUAAAUUAAGGAAUAUGGUUAUAGAUAAGUGUGCACUUAAUUUGGGAGUAAGUCAGUAGAACCUCUAAAUAUAUGUGUGCAGGUAUGGGUUUGUUUGGGCUGCAUACAUUUAUUUCCUUGUGUGUUGUAAGUCCUUCGUUUCUUUCAACUUCAAAUGGCUUUUUCAGAUGUUCUCUCCCCCACCAGUUUACCUAGAGAGAAACUAUGGGUCAGCCUUGAACUUGUGCUCUUCCCUCUUUAAAGAGGUUUCACUCUUGCAGAUUCAAGGUGAUCCCAGCCUUUGUCCAGGUAAACCUGGAAUUUUAUGGUGAGGGUGAGGCAGGGGAAACACCAUAUAAGCCCAAGUUCUCUUCCAGUUGGUCUCCUGCUUACAAUUCUGAAGAGCAGUAACUCCAGGGUAGCUCCCAAGAUUCAGUUCUCCCAAAUUCAUGGAUGGGGAACCUCAGGCCCAGAGGCCAAAGGUGGCUGUCCAGGCCUUCCUGUGAGACAUCUGGAACUUAGCAGCCCUGCUUUGCACCCUCCUUAGAUGACCAUGGCUGUAAUGCGUCCUUGAACUCUGAUAAUGCCUCCUGCUUGCCUGAAUUGAGGAUGAAGAAGUGUGUGAGAGAGUGUGUGUAUAGAAGCAAGCUGUCAAGGGUGUUUCCCACCCAAAGAAAUGCACACGGCACAUAGUUAACUCUCUAUUGUCAAAGAUAACACAGUAGCUUCUUCAGCCCUGGAUUCCUGUGCACACUAAUCUAGCAUCUAGGCAUCUAUUCCUGGAUCCAUGCUCUCUGGAGCAGUUGCAGCAACCAGGCACCUCUCGCCCUCCACCAGUUUAUGUACCUUCCCCUGACGGGCUGCACACAUGCAGCCGGAGACUACGCCUGCAUAGAAACAUCCUCUGCUCUUCGCUUUUCAGUCCCCUCCUGGUUCUGGGAGACAGUAGUGCAGGAGAGGGUGGGGAAGCACCUGGCCCUUCACUUGCCUGACCUAUCUUUUCCUCUGACCCACCCUGUGCUCCAUUCUCCAGCUCUGAAGCUUCUCCUGCUUCUGACUCUAGCCUCCUGGCUGGUACAGUUCCCCGCAAAUCACUGACCCCCUCUCCCGAAUCAGACUCCAGCCCGCUUUCCCGUCAGUGUCCUGUCAGUCCAUCACACUAAGCCUACUGUACAAAGGUAAAAUUCAGAGUUCCUUCAAGAGAGGUGGUAGAAUUGUGCACUUACGUAACAGCUCCCUGUGUUGGGGAUGUCUUAUUACAUGUAUAUGUCUUUCAUUUUUGCUUUGCUAUCCGGUUUGCUUUGUUAAUACCGAGCAAAUUAUGUGUAGAAAUGAAAUUUAUAAAUUAUUCAGUUCUCUUGGGGAAAUCCCACAAGAUAAAACCUUAGAAGGAAAGGGGGAUCCCCACCCCAAUGGAAAAUGCCCUGUCAUUAGCAACAGAAGUUUAGAUUAAAGUAAAGGUAAAGGGACCCCUGACCAUUAGGUCCAGUCGUGACCAACUCUGGGGUUGCGGCACUCAUCUCACUUUAUUGGCCGAGGGAGCCAGCAUACAGCUUCCGGGUCAUGUGGCCAGCAUUACUAAGCCACUUCUGGCAAACCAGAGCAGCACACAGAAAUGCCGUUUACCUUCCCGCCGGAGCGGUACCCAUUUAUCUACUUGCACUUUGACGUGCUUUCGAACUGCUAGGUUGGCAGGAGCAGGGACUGAGCAACAGGAGCUCACCCCGUCGCGGGGAUUCAAACAGCCAACCUUCUGAUCGGCAAGUCCUAGGCUCUGUGGUUUAACCCACAGCGCCACCUGCGUCCCCUAAGUUUAGAUUAGGCCCCCUCAAAAAAAAUACGGCUCUAUAGUUUUGAAAAAGAUAUUUGCUUUAUUCACAUGUAGAAAUCUCUUAGUCUAGAAAUGUCCACAUUUGUGUAAAUUCAUUGGCCUUGGUUAGCAGAGAAGAAGCAGUGCCAUAUAUACUUUGGAAAGCACAGGAAUAUAAUUGUGCCAGUUCCCCCACCUAGGUUCUGCAAAAGUGUCAAACCUGGCACCCCAUCUCCUCCAAAUUUUCCUGCACACCCUGAGGCGCUGUGCAUUUGGCAUUGCUCGUGACUGUAAACUAUAACAGAAGAAGGAAAAUUUUAGCACACUUUCCAUAUUUUCUGGGGAAAUGUACUUUCAUUUGUUGAUACUGAAAUGUGGGGAGUGGAGGAGGUUAUGAAUCCAAAUGAGGGCUGCUGACCUACUUGAGAGUAAGCCUAAUUGAAUUCAUUGGGACUUAGGAGUAGGCUGGUAUAGAAUUGCACCUUUGGAGCGUUUGGUAAUGUACACUUGGCUCACUUCAAAGGUGCCAAGAACUCCACUUGUUUCAAGAACCACACUUGACUGGAACUUUUGUCUCAAGCUGUGCAAACAAAAUGCAUGUUGCUCCAGUUUUUUUUAUGAGCAAAUGGUAUUUGGGAUAGUGAAAUACAGGAAGGGAAGAAAUCAGUUUCUACCUAUCUUUUAUUUAGGUUUCUGUACUUUAAAUAUGUUACAUACUUGAAUUGAAUGUGACAUCAGAGAACAGGAUUUGAUCAUUUUUGAGGUGAAAGAGAUUUUAUAGUCAAGUCUAUGACCGAGGCUGGAGUGUGCUGUUAGUUUAAUUGCAUUCUUCUGAUUUUACAGGCUUGGUAAUACAAUAUUUAUUGGACUGGUUGUUACAAAAGUACAAGCUUUUUCAUUUCACAAACCUCUUUUCCAGGUAUAGAAAGGGAAAUUUUGUCUAUAACUGAAAAGGGAUGCCAACUUCUUCGUGUGAAUUGGUGUUAAGAGUAGGUUAGAGAUGUGCAGCCAAUCUUUUGGCUGGUAGAUUUCAACCCUGCUCAGUUGGAGGAGGACCACGGAAAACUAUUUCUUCACUUUGUCCUUGAUGCCUGCUCUCUUGUGCGCAUACUUUCUUGGUUCACACAUAACAAUAAACCAUGGUUUAUUAAACCGUGACUUACUAGUGAUACCCUUCCCAGCACCUUACCACCAACAAACCUCAAUCUGAAGACAUGGCUUGCUGCCAGCUUAGAAGCCUUUGUCAGUUUUAAGUAUGGCUUGGUGUUACAUGUGAACCCAGCACCCUUAAUCAUGGUUUGUUUCACCACCGCACCUCCAAAGCUCACCAAACCUCAAAGGCAAGAGGCAUGAGCAGCACUUAGCACUUAGAGCAACAACAGAAAACCAAGCUAUGGCUUGUGUCAUCAUCUGUUCAACAACUCAUGGUUUGUUAAGCAAACCAUGGCUUAAGGAAACCACGGUUUAGGAUGAUGACUGAACCAGGCCACUGCGUCCAUGUUGUAGAGCUUGGACAACCAUUCAACCCCUGUCCAAUCAACUGCUAAACAGCCAAGCUUGUGUCAGUUAUCUCCCUCAAGAGCACACUCACAUCUUUAAAAGGUAACUUGAUAAAUGGCUCAGUUAGUAAUUGUAGUAAGGUGUCAGAAGCACUCUUGAUUUGCAGUUUUCCAGAGAGUUGUCCUGCUAUUGGAAUCACGAUAAGCAUUUUGCCACACUGCCAACUCCCUUGUGUUUCUGUAAUGCUAACAUGCAGAAUAUAAUCUCGCACAAAAUUUGAAAUUUGUCAUGCUGGUUGGCCUUCCCAUGCUUGCUGCCGCAAAUGCCACCUUGAUGGCAAGCACUAAAGAACCACUUCUGCUUUCACGAUUUUGCAAGACUCCUGGAAAGAAAUACAGGUUGUUUAAUUGUGUCACAAAUGGAAAAGAAAAGGUCAGUUUGAGAACUGUACAUUAAAGCAAAACAAUACCAGUAAAAGUACACCACUUGGUUUCCAGUACAAGAAAUGGUGAGUCUUUCAGCAACUCAUUUCUUAGACAAGAAAAGGGAAGGGUAACACCCUGGGAAACUGGAUAAGAAUUCCUGUGAUUCUUAUUUGGGCAAGAUACAGUUGGGAGUUUUGGACUUGGCUGGCAAAUCUGCUCUGUUUAUUAGCAAAAAUCCCCAUGAAGUAUCAUUAUGUUUUGCUCGUUUUCAAUUCCAGUAUGAAAAAAAAGUAUAGAUGAUCCCUGUGUUUUCACCCCCUCUCUGCCCACCUGGUGAACACACUGAUCCAUCGUCUUGUUACCUCCAGUCUCACCCUUGAACUCCUGUAACCUUUUCUCUGGCUGUCCUUUAUCAUCUCUCAGUCUUCUCACCUCUGUCCAAAACUCCCCCCUCCAAAAAACCCCAUUGCUUAUCAUUGCUCUGAUCGGGUGAUGCACCUCCUUCAGUCCCUGCUUUAGCUUCCCGUCACCUUCUGUAUCUGUCAUGAAUUCUGUUCUCACCUUUUGAGGACACUUUGGGUGGUAUUUCCCUGUCCUACCCACUGAGACUCUCGUAUUCGAGCAAAAAAUGGUACAGGCGCAGCAGGAGUUCAAGAACAGGGCAGGAAGCUCAGAUUCGGACAGAAGCAAUGAAGAUGUCCCAACAAGGUUUACAUACCCUGCUCGCCAAGCUUUUAAAGACGAGGCAUGGUGUGCUCACUUGCAAGUCUUGCUUGCCUUGCAGGAUUGUGUGCUCCCCUGGGGUAGGUGGGCCUGCUCCUAUGACGGUGGCUUCUGGUUUUAGGUGACAAGACUGCACCCUCCUGUUUAGUCGCUUCUGCUUUCCUCCUUCAUCUGCUCAAAGCCCCCCUCAGCCUCCACUGAGGCUCUCUGCUCUGCAGGAAGGUCAGGGAUGACAACCACCAUCCCUGCUCCCCUUUCCAAAGCAGCUGAAGUUGGGGCAGAUCCCUCUCCCUCUGACCCAGUUCCUCAUCAUUCAGUCUCAUUCCCCAACCACCUAUUCCUUUCUCCUCCUGCUGCAUCAGAGACUGCCAGCCCAAACACAGAUCCCAACAGCUCUGUGGGGCUCAUGGCAUGAAUCUCAAUUGCCACAUUUUCUUAAAGUUAUCCUCAUUUUGUAAUUUAGCAUUACAGAUCCUGUACCUCUCCUUCCUCCCCCCCUUCCCUACUUCCUGACUUUCAUCUCUGCUGUUGGAAUUUCAGAUGGAAAGCUCUCCUGAGCAGGGAUUGCUUUUGUUCUCCCCAAUCCUCCAGCCCAUGUGUGUGUGUGUCCCUGAAAAGUGCCAUGUAUAUUUAUAUGUUAGAUCAGAAAUAAACAAUACUUUACGGAGAGUGCUGGAGGUUAUUAUCUGGUGUGGCAGUAAUAGGCAAGGCCAAGAGCGGCUGUUCCCCAAGCAGCGAUGAUUUCUGUUUCUGUUUUAUCCCCUAUUCAGAAAGUGCAUUUUGUAUAAGGCACCAGGGCAGUGGGAAUAAAGAGAGCUCUCCUCGCAUAUAUGACUUCACAACAAUCAGGGCUGUACUUUGCAAAUGCAGCUAGCUAGCUUCUGAAAAGAUCUCCAGUCCUGAAAUGCGCCACUGAAUGCUUAUGUUUCUCUGCCAGUGUUGAUGUUAGGAUGUCAAACCCUCCUGAACAAAAGUUUGAUCUGGUAUUGCACCAUUUACUGGGAUGGUAAGUUAGUCUGAUCUGGUUUUAAAGCAUUUGCUGGGGUGGUGUGUUACCUAUGGUUAGCAUGUUCCAACUAUUUUUGUGUUGUUGUUUUUUUGCUUUCUUAAGUAUUUUUUUAAAAAUCGGUAUCAUGAUUUUUAAUAAUUUUGUUAGUUGCUUUGUAGAUCAUUAGGUUGCAAAGUCACAAUGCACAUAUUUUAAUAAAUAGAUAUUAGAAUGGAUAGAUAACAUGGAUUUUGAAAGAGACAAGUUAGACCUGCUUACCUGGAAGUAAGCCCUAUUGAGCUGGUUGGGAGUAGCAUCCAAGAAAAAGUUGCAUUGGAUUGAUCCAUUAAUAUAUUCGUUUCUGAAAAAUCAAGAACUAAUAAUUUCUUACAGAAUUGAUAAUAUGUUGUGUGUAGAUUGUGUGUCAGAGACAGGGAGAAAGAGAAGCCCUAAAUGACUCUUGGAUAUGGAAAAGGUUAUUGGGUAGGGAAAAUGUGUGCCUUGUCAUUUAUGAUUUAUUUGGCGUUCCUGCAUUGCAGAGGGUUGGACUAGAUGAUCCUUGGGGUACCUUCCAACUCUAAAAUCCCCUGUUUCUAUGAUUCUAAUCCUAACCCGUAAAUGAAGCUUAAGAUGUGCUUGAUAAUGAGGCCAAUUUAGAGGAAAAUAGGAAAUUGUAUUAAGGAUUAUUGCUUAUAAUAUGAGGUGCAACUAUAAAAGGAGGCUUCUGUAAUGUUAAUUCCUGCGGGGUCUUUUUGUUUAUUUUUCUUAAGCUCCGAAUAUGUUGGAGAUAAGAAUUAAAAAUAUGAAAGUUUAAAUUAUCUGUCUCUUGCCUGUUAUAUCAACAUGAAGGGGCUGUUUCAUUAUAGAAUAUAAAAAGUGGCAAAUUUUCUCUGUGUUUGUCUAUUCGACAUUUUUUGUUUUCUGUUGUCUGCUUUAAACAAAAAACUGUUUGCUUAAAUAUGGUUCCCUGCCUAACCAACAGCCAAGAUGCUAACAAAAUCCAAUAUAAACAAAUAUAAAACCACAACAAGCUUGCUAAAAAUAUAAAAAAGCAAACAGCCAAGCAGAAAGAAAGCAUCGGCAAAACACAACAGUCUACGUAGUACUGAAGUCACUUGCAUUAUCCUUCGAAUGCCAUCCAAAAUAGCCAACUUGCUCAAAGACCAGUAAUGAUAGGUCAGUGGAGGGUGUUCCACAAUUGUGGUGCCACGACCCAGAAGGCUCUGUAUAAUCCACUCAUCAGACAUUGUAAGAUGGAGGGACAUGGAGCAGGGUCUCUGAAGUAUCCUGAGUAGUCUGGCUCACCUUAACACCAUUAGAACUGGGGUGGCCCUCCAGAUGUUUCUAGCCUGCACCCCCCAUCAUGCCUGAUCAUUGACCACACUGGUGGGGGGCUGAUGGAAGUUGGAUUCCUAAGACCUGGAGGGACGAAGGUUCUCCAUCUCUGCAUUAGAAUGAAACCUUCAGGUUUCUGCCAUUCCAAAAAAAAAACCACACAAAAAACCCAGCAAUCCACAAAACAUGAUUGGACAUAUGUAUAUACGUAUGCAUGUGUAUAUAUUGCAUGAGGGUUUUUUUCCAAGGAAACAAAUUGGGUCAGAUAGAAAUGAAAUGUAAAAAUUAUACAGUCGGUUUAGUAAUAUAUAUUAUUAUAGGGAUAUCAGACAAGUUUAAGGCUGCAUAUCGGCUUGAAAGUUAACUUUGACUGAAAUGACAGGGAAUCACAAAAUUGUGCUUGGGGAUUGGGGGGCUAAGCUGUUUUAUAAAGAACAUUAAAUAACCGAAAAGAGAUAACGCAGAAAAAUAGCAUUGUAUUGUUGGCGUAAUGGGGAAAUGAAAUUGUAAAUCGCGGUAAGAAAAUAAGCCUUGUGAGCUUCUGUUGUGAUCUUUAGCUACAGAUAAAGACGUGUUGGGUCGGUAGGCAUUUGUUUGUUCCUUUUUAAUCAAAAAGACAUUGUACCUUGGAAAGGAGCUUUCAAUGCAGUGCUUCGCUUGCUUUCUUGCAGAUAUACUGUGUGUAGAAAACAAAAGCAAAUCUAUUGUUUUGCCUUCUGCAUGCAUGUAGAAACCCCCUGAGCUAGAAAUGGAGGAAUCCUUUGCAGAUGGAAGAUUAGCUCUGUAGAUCAAUUUGAGUCCUUUGGGGGAAAGGGCAGGAUAUAAAAAUGGAAUAAAAUUAAUAAAGGUUGCCUGUAUAGAAACGUGCUACUGCGGCAAUACAGUGCCGAUAGUCAGGGAUGCAAAGGUGAAUGCCUGGUAAUGCUGGACAGACGUCACUAAGAAUGGUGUCCCCAGCCAUUGAGGCAGCCUGUUGAGCUUGCAUUUGAGUCCUGUAGUUGCCUUUGAAGUGACAGCUUUUAUUGACUUGUGGAAAGGCUUAUUUAGAAGGAAGAGCACCAGCGUGUCACCAGAAAUUGUAUCUUGGUAUGCCUGCUCAGAAAUGAACUGUUUUACUUCUCCCAAGCCAUCACAUACCAACGAGUUGACCAAGCAGUAUGCUGAGACCAUUCUCUGAUUUGCUUGGCCUUCUCUCUCUCUCUAACCUUGUGUUGUUCAUGCAUGCAGGUGCGGCUGAAGUGAGGUGGGUGGGUAGGGUGGCAUGCUCCUGGCCUCCCAACAGCAACAUCUCCACCAGUAACUGGUAGCGGCAAGCAGUGUUUGAAAUUAACCAGGUGCGUUUUGCUGCUGGCCUGGGUCCAGUGAUGAGUAUAUGGAGAUUUCUGGGCUCAAGUUUGGCAACCACAGUUUAACAACCUCUGCCUUAAAGGUAAAGGUAACGGGACCCCUGACCAUUAGGUCCAGUCGUGGCCGACUCUGGGGUUACGGCGCUCAUCUCACUUUAUUGGCUUAGGGAGCCGGCGUACAGAUUCCGGGUCAUGUGGCCAGCAUGACUAAGCCGCUUCUGGCGAACCAGAGCAGCGCUCGGAAACACCGUUUACCUUCCCGCUGGAGCGGUACCUAUUUACUUGCACUUUGACGUGCUUUCGAACUGCUAGGUUGGCAGGAGCAGGGACUGAGCAACGGGAGCUCACCCCAUCAUGGGGAUUCGAACCGCCGACCUUCUGAUCUGCAAGUCCUAGGUUCUGUGGUUUAGACCACAGCACCACCCGUGUCCCCACAGUUUAACACAGUUUGGCAACCACAGUUUAACAGGCUCUGCCUUAGUUCAUAGUAAAUACCAUUUCCAGUUCCACUGUGUGUGUUUCUCCUUCAUGCAUAUUGGGACAAGUGAAUUGUUGCAAGAGCAAGCCACAGUCAAGCAAUGUAGUUGAGAUCAUAGAAUUGUAGAUUUGUAGGGUCAUCUGACCCAACCCCCUGGUGAAUAGACAUUCCGUUUCAGCAAUCGUAACCUAGGUUUAAGGUGAUGUUUGGCGCCUAGCUUCUAUAUCUGAGUUUCUAACACUGGUGGUGAGGUGGCUGGAGGGUCAGCACUGUGUGAGCAAACCGGGGAGCUGAUCCAGUGCUCCUGCCUGUGUCCACACAGCACUGAUCUCUCUACCACCUCUCCCAGUAAGAAGUAGCAAUGCCACUGCAUGUAUGCAAAAAACAAACAAAAGCAAAAAAAAAAACCCCUCAAAACAAUAUACUGUAUUUUUUGCUCUAUAAGACUCACUUUUCCCCUCCUAAAAAGUAAGGGGAAAUGUGUGUGCGUCUUAUGGAGCAAAUGCAGGCUGCGCAGCUAUCCCAGAAGCCAGAACAGCGAGAGGGAUUGCUGCUUUCACAGCGCAGUGAUCCCUCUUGCUGUUCUGGCUUCUGAGAUUCAGAAUAUUUUUUGUUUUGUUUUCCUCCUCCAAAAACUAGGUGCGUCUUGUGGUCUGGUGCGUCUUAUAGAGCGAAAAAUACGGUAUAUAACAAAAGAAAUAAGAGAGGAACAAAUCAAAACAGGAUCACAGGCGUUAUUGUGUAGACAUAGCCACAUUCUUCAAAAUCUGAUGCAACGUGACUCUUGUAUAAAUUGCUGUUUUCUCAUUAUGUAUUUCCCACAUUUAAUCUCUAGGCAUUUUCUAAAAAUGAACAGAAGCAAUUCUGAGUUGGAGAAGCUGAGCAGUGAUUCUACAGAAAACCUCAGUCCUGCUUUCCAGGGAAUCCAUGUCACUUUCACCGCUGGCUCCACGGACAGUUUGAAUUUGGACACAAAUGCAUUCGGCAAUGGAGGUAGCUAAAAGUUGUGUGUUAGUGUGGGGCUGUGGGGUUAAUGUACGAAACACGUUCUGUAAAUUGUGACAUAGUGACCCAGUUUGCACAUCACAGGAAACCAUACUUAAUGGCCUACUGUGAAUAUGGAGGUGGCUCCUGCCUUGCUGCCCUAACUGGAGCAACAAGCUAUAAUCCCUGUCUUUGUGUUAUAUCUGACUGAGAGACUAUGCUUUAUUUCACUCAAACAAACCAUGAUUAAUAAUAUAAGUGAGUUUGCAGCAAGCCAUUAACUAUGGUUUACUGUGUUGUGUGAAUGUGGGCAAUAAACACGCCCUGUAAAGCUACAUUUAGAAUUUCACUUCCCCAGGGAAGCUUUACAUGGUCUCUUCCUUUCACCCUUCAGGUGGGUGUAAGCGGUCCUUAGUAUCCAUGAUACUUUGCUGUUUUGAAUGCCCAUUUAUUCAGCUUUGUUGCUAAUGUGCCAAACUAUCCCAAAACCAAAUGGAACCUUUGAAUGAAUGACAGGACAGCACAAGUCAUUACUACAAAAGCAGUCGUAGAACUUGAAAAUAUGUGGGCUGAAUGUAGCUUAAAUUCAAGGUAUCUGGCAUUUCUUAUGAUGAAGUAUCAGAGCAGUUGGAGGACCAUGCUUCCUGUGAUGUCACCAAAAUUAGGGGCAGGACUUGUGCCCCCUACAGGCAACAAGCUGCGCUGCAAGGGCUAGCCAUGGUGGCCAGCUAUCAAUCAUACGAUCAACAGGAAAGCCAGUAGCCAUCCCUUGCGCUGUCUAAGUGCUGCAUAGUAGUGAAGAAGACUACGUCCGUGUUGGGAAAGGGAUGAUGAUAAUAAUAAUAAUAAUAAUAAUAACAACGCACUGCAUGUGAAUUGUCUUAACUUUUCAAAUAUCUUGGGCUUGUCCUACAAAAUAAAGGAAAAAAAUAGCAAGUAAAAAAAUUCUCUGAGUCCUCACAUAGCUUGCCAUGUUGCUUAAAUAUUUACCCUGUUCCAGCUUCGCUGCUCUUUGGCAGCCAGUGCCCAGUUCUGUGACAGAGAGCCAGGUUGUCUUCAGAAACGCUAUGCAAUGUUAACUCCACCUUCCAAUAACAUUCCUUUACUCAGUUGGAUAGCCUCAUUCACAGCGGGGAUAUACAGGUUGCAUUGUGCUUAGCUUGCGGAGCUUAGGUAAUUGUAAUAAUAGUCACUUUGGGCUUCCCACUUCAGUGCUAAGGUUGCCAGUACCAGAACUUGAUGGGUUUUAAAAUGAGGAAUUAGGGAUGCACAAACAUCCCACUCUUCGACCCAAACAUGAAUUGCCUUCCCCUUUCCAUUCAAACCGCAAAACCCCUCAAGCGAUUCGGGGUGGGUGGGUUUGAUGAUCGUAAAAACACCCAGGGAAGCCUGGUUCCCAACAUGCUAGCAGAGAAAGGACUUCUCUUCUACAGCAUUUAUUUGCUGGCGGAGGAGAGGGGGCUUCCCUUUCUCCAUGGUGUCAGGAGCCAGAGUCAGGAAUAGGCUAGAAAUAAAAUACUCGGUGUCAGCAAAGUUAACUCUUUAUACCAAGAAACCAAAACAGCGCAGGCCUAGUGAUCAUAGCAACUCUUUCCAGUAGGUCUUGCCCCAGUGAGGAUUGAAGGUUCUCACGAUCUCUCCGCUCCCUAAGGCUCCUCCUUUGCCAGGUCCUUCCCAAGCAAACUCGGGCUCCAUCUAGUCCAUCUAGUCUCUCCUUGCUCCACCCUCUUCAUUCCUCUACAUGUUCUGGGAGACCAUGUAAACCCUUGUUACGGCUAUUGGUGUGGUUGCUCGAGAGCGAUCAGGCAAGAUCCCUCACUGGUCUUUUCAAAAGCUUUAUUAUUGGUGCAAAAACCUUUACAAUGCAGAACGCCUCUAUUCCAUGUCUUGCUCACUCACUAGCAGAAUCUGAGAGUGGGCGGUCCUUAAACUUUCCCCAACAGAGUAGUAUCUUGACCCCCAGCCGACGCCUCCCCUCUCUGCGCGAAAGCCGACUGCGCAAGGAAGGCUUGGGUAAAGGGGGACCGCCCUCCUCCCCGCUCUGCUCAGGCAAGGUGUCCCGGCACUGCCUUGCAUCCUCCGAGCCCUGCAACUCUUCCCCACUAGAGGCGUGGCUUCCUUCCUCCGCUGAGGAAGUCCUGCUCCCCAAGAUUUUUGGAGGCUCUCUGUAAUCCAUCUGCCCUUCCCACUCUCGCCUCUGAGCCAAUGGCAGUUCCCUGACAACCCUGUUACCUCUUCAGCUUCCGACACCUCCUCCUCCCAGUCUGCUCUCUCUUCUCCCUCUGACCACUCCUUGACAUCCCACCACCAAUCCCCUGGCUCUGUGCCUUCUUCCCCUGGGGGUUUCCUUGGGGGUUCCCCAGCAGGUGCCUCCCACCAUUCCUCUGCACCCAGCCAGCCCAUGGCAUUGGUUAGCAUUGAGACACAGUGUGUUCUGUGGGUGGGGAAGAAAUUGGAUUCAGUUCACAUUUCAUGGCAAAUCUCCCAAACUUGCACUGCAGCCAAGCCGUCCUUCAAAACCCACACUUCUCUGAAUUUCCUGAUGAAAUUCUCCAACUAGAUAAUGUAUAGGAAAAACGUAUUACGUUAGGAGAAAUUGAGGUGUAUUAGGCAAAAUUUCACACUGAAAUGCUGGCAUAUUCUCAUGAGGACUUAAAAAGAAAAUUGGCAAAGAGGUGCCAAAACGUGGAGAGCUAAACUUAAGAUUGGAAAAGUAAGAAAUGGACAAAUUUGCCCAUCCCUACCCUGCAGAAGGGGGUUGGGGGGUGGAAACAAGAUAGCUUUGCCAGGAACCAACAUGGCUAGCAACAGUGCUUCUUGGGCAAAGUGCCUUGCUUUCCCCUGCACGGCCUGGAAGACUCUGCUCCAUGCAAAGCAGGAGAAAUAAAGGCACUCUGCCCAGAAAAGGAAGAAAGCUCUCGUUAGGCAGGGCAUCUUGUUCCACCCUGUUCUACAAAGAAGGGGAGGCUUGAGAGGAACUGCGCUUCCUGCCCCGAUUUUGAUUGUAGAAAUCAGAUAGGGUUGUUUGCCUGUUCAUCCCUAGUAUAUUGGGAAUAUGUCUGGCAGGAUUUGUGGGCAAGAUGAUAAGACUCACCAUUUUGGGAGAGCUUGAGAACAAACCUCGUCAUGCCUGGCAUAAGCAAAGGCUUGUCAGGAACUGCUUCCUGGUCACUUCUGCUUUUCAAAAGUCACAUAUUUUAGUUUACAGAUGGCUAAUGUAGGGAUAAGGGACGCGGAUGGCGCUGUGGGUUAAACCACAGAGCCUAGGGCUUGCCAAUCAGAAGGUCGGCAGUUCGAAUCCCCGCGACGGGGUGAGCUCCCGUUGCUCGGUCCCUGCUCCUGCCAACCUAGCAGUUCGAAAGCACGUCAAAGUGCAAGUAGAUAAGUAGGUACCACUCUGCCAGGAAGGUAAACGGCGUUUCCGUGCGCUGCUCUGAUUCGCCAGAAGCAGUUUAGUCAUGCUGGCCAUAUGACCCAGAAGCUGUCUACGGACAAAUGCCGACUCCGCCUACAGAUAUGCGAGAUGAGCACGCAACCCCAGAGUCGUCCACAACUGGACCUAAUGGUCAGGGGUACCUGUAAGGUAAAGGUAAAGGGACCCCUGACCAUUAGGUCCAGUCGUGGCCGACUCUGGGGUUGCGGCGCUCAUCUCACUUUAUUGGCCGAGGGAGCUGGCGUACAGCUUCCAGGUCAUGUGGCCAGCAUGACUAAGCCGCUUCUGGCGAACCAGAGCAGCGCACGAAAACGCUGUUUACUUUCCCACCGGAGCGGUACCUAUUUAUCUACUUGUACUUUGAUGUGCUUUCAAACUGCUAGGUUGGCAGGAGCAGGGACCGAGCAACGGGAGCACACCCCAUCACGGGGACUCAAACCGCCAACCUUCUGAUCGGCAAGUCCUAGGUUCUGUGGUUUAACCCACAGCGCCACCCGCAUCCCAGGGGUACCUUUACCUUUACCUUUAAUGUAGGCAUAUGCAACCAGAUCACCUAUUUUAAACAUGUUGUGGCUUAAUACCAGAGCCAUGUGUGGUACAGUGGAUGGAGACUUGAAAUGGGGAGACCUGGGACUCAGCUCUGAAACUUGCUGAAUGACCUCCAGUGUCAGUCACUUUCCCUGAAGAUAAACUAGACAUGGUGAUGAUGGCAGGACUUAAUCCAGCUCCAGCCUAUUCCCUAUAAAGGCCAGGAGGAGCAGAACCCCAACCCAUCUUUUUCCACCCAAAAUCUCUUUGUCUCCUGGCAGGAGUCACAUCCAGACAUGGACUUCCACAGAAGAGAAAAACAGCUUUAAAAAAGUGGUUUGGGGGUGAGGAGCAGGCAGGCAGGUGGGAGGGAGCCAUUCAGUAAAUUAGGCUUAUAAGAAAGGAUCUAAUAUUAGAGUAUCAAAACCAGAUAGUAUAGCCCUGUUUGACAAUGGCAGGGAGAAGGGAAACCCAUAACUAAAUGUGAAUUUACGUGGCACUGAUAGAUAAAAUGCAGAAAAUACAGAAAAUGAUGAAAUGAAGUUUCAGGGAAGUUUUUAAUAUUUAACGCUGUUUUGUUUUUAACACUUGAUUGGGAGCCGCCCAGAGUGGCUGGGGAAACUCAGCCAGAUGGGCAGGGUAUAAAUAAUAAAUUAUUAUUAUUAUUAUUAAGCAAGAGAGGUUUAGACAUGCUAGGAGUAAACCCACUGAAAUCAAUGUGACUUAAUUUAAUCAACUAAUUUAGUCCUCUUGAUUUCCACAAGUCUACACUCGGCCUGGGUACACCCAUAUAUUAUAAGCACUUAACUCCCUAUGGCUUUUUUCUUAAUACUUAAGAUUAAAGCCUGUGCUUUUAAAUUGGCUUUUAAUUUUUCUUGCACGCACCUAACACCUUUCCUGGCAAUAAAUGCCACCUUUCUCAGAAUUCUCUCUACGAACCAUCAUUUUUAUUCAUUGUGCCCUUUUUGGAACCUAAUCACUUUGCGUUACUAAUGAAGGCAGAUGCUCAAACAGUCAGCCGAAUAAUUUCAUGCUGAUUUCUGUAUCGCCAGUCAUACACACUGUGGCAGCCCCCCAUCCCCCCUGGGUCCUGGGCUGCCGUGGGGAGGGAGAUUCAUCCACAGAGGCUCCCCUCCCUCCUCAUCACAGCACAGGACCCGGGGGGGCUGGGAUACCGCCAUACAGACACACAUAUCAUGUCUCAUAAUUUUAUCAUGCUCUAGCGUGACUUUGACCCCAUGUACAACGGCCAUUCUUGUUUUGGCUGCUACAAAUGAUCCUAGGCUAAUCUGGGUGCAAAGUUUCAUUACCCUUUGCUGGCAUGCUUACCUUUUUAGAUGGAACUUGAUCUAGGCCUCGCAUUGUAAAACAUCUUUUUUUAUCCGUGCUGGUAGGAGUCCCCGGCUUAUAAUUGCUUUAUUGUCUGCAUGUGUUUCAGGACAGUCGUGCAAAACGAGCCUUCGUUCACCCACCCGUACCAGGAAGCCGACCUUUACUUCAACUCAUUUCCCCGCAUGUCCCAGCAAAGACAGGCCGCACUGCAAACCUUUACAGCCGCCUCCUCUGCCGCAAAAGAAAACCGUCAGUAGAGCUGUUUCCUCGCCAGAUGGUUUUUACUGGGGCCCGGCUUCCCCAGCUAGAGCUUCAGGUCCCGCAAGCCCCAAACUGAACUUCAGUCAGUCGGAAAGCAACGUCUGCAUCCGCGAGGAGCCUCCGUUCGGCUCCACCUUAGGAAUCAACCGCCAGACAUUUUCUUCUUCUGAGUCACUGGAGAAAGCCUUCAGAGGAUCCCAUUCCCCAUAUCCCUGUUCUGCUAAGAAUGGCGGCGCCUGCUGUAGCCAGAGCAAAAACCUGCCGCCUCGUUCCUCCUCCCAGCACAGCAUGUCCACCACGGUUUCCUCAGGUUCUAGCUUUCAGCUCCACAACCUCCUCAGCAAUAUUGACAACAAAGAGGGGGUGUACGCCAAGCUAGGCGGGCUGUAUGCGGAAUCCUUGCGUCGCCUCGUUUCUAAGUGCGAAGACUGUUUCAUGCGCGACCAGAAGAGCGAGCUGCAUUUCAGCGAGAACAACUGGUCCCUCUUCAAGCUGACGUGCAACAAGCCUUGCUGUGAUUCAGGGGACGCCAUAUAUUAUUGUGCCACCUGCUCCAAGGAUCCGUCAAGCACCUAUGCGGUGAAGGUAUGUCAUUGCAAAAUGCUUAUUUUGUCAUGACUUGCUUUGUGCUUUUGGCCUUUUCUGGCGGUUCCCUCGCUACGAGAAGCCAAGUUACAGGGAACCAGGCAGAGGGCCUUCUCGGUAGUGGCACCCGCCCUGUGGAACGCCCUCCCACCAGAUGUCAAAGAGAAAAAUAACUACCAAACUUUUAGAAGGCAUCUGAAGGCAGCCCUGUUUAGGGAAGCUUUUAAUGUUUAAUAGGUUAUUGUAUUUUAGUGUUUUGUUGGAAACUGCCCAGAGUGGCUGGGAAACCCAGCCAGAUGAGCGGGGUAUAAAUAAAGUAUUAUUAUUAUUAUUAUUAUUAUUAUUAUUAUUAUUAUUUUCACUGGUCUCUGGCUGCCAUGAAUUCGAAUGAUCUGAUGACCUUCACAAGGAUGGGGGGACACACACCCCCUAUAUAUUCAGUGGUACCUCAGGUUGCCGAUCAGAAAGUUGGCAGUUUGAAUCCCCGCGACUGGGUGAGCUGCCGUUGCUUGAUCCCUCCUCCUGCCAACCUAGCAGUUCGAAAGCACAUCAAAGUGCAAGUAGAUAACUAGGUACCGCUCCAGCAGGAAGAUAAACGGCGUUUCUGAGCGCUGCUCUGGUUCGCCAGAAGCGGCUUAGUCAUGCUGGCCACAUGACCCGGAAGCUGUACGCCGGCUCCCUCGGCCAAUAAAGCAAGAUGAGCGUUGCAACCCCAGAGUCGUCUGCGACUGGACCUAAUUGUCAGGGGUCCCUUUACAUUUAUCUCGGGUUACAAAUACUUUGGGUUACAAACACUUCGGGUUACAAACUCCGCUAACCCAGAAUAUUACCUCGGAUUGAGAACUUUGCCCCAGGAUGAGAACGGAAAUCGUGUGGCGGCGGGAGGCCCCAUUAGUGAAAGCGUGCCUCAGGUUAAGUACGGUUUCAGGUUAAGAAUGGACCUCCAGAACGAAUUAAGUUCGUAACCCAAGGUACCACUGGGUUCUUUCAGAAUUUAUCAGGUGUGUUGCCUGAUAAGGAACCUUGAAAUAUGCUUGAAUUUUGCUUUAGAGGGGAAUCUGCUGUCAAACUGGUUCUAUUUAGGAACACACGUACCAAGGAUUUUGCUGGUCUGCUUAAAAAUAUAUAUAUUGCAGGGAGUCGGACUAGAUGAUCCAAUGGGGUCCUUCCAACUAUAGUUCUGUGAUCCUGUGAUAUUAUUAUUGUAUUCUGCUGGAAUUCAUAGGAUAUUUUGUCUAAGAAGGAACCGCCAGGAAAUUUCUUUCACGCAAAAAUUCAGUGGCAAAUAGCACCUAGCAAAACCCCAGGUACAGGGCAGGUGAACUGCCUAAAAAUACCAGAGAUCAAAGAAUAGAGUCCAAAGUUUCUGGUCAGAACAAGCAAACACUCGAGAGUCGAGCUCCGAGAGUUGCCCAAUAAGAACCAGAGGGAGCACAGAGUUUACACACAAUCCGUUGAUUAGCCUGCCAGCAGCAAUUCUCCUUUUUCGCAAGCAGGGCUGAUGAGAGGCUGCAAUAAAGGCAGUAGGGCACAGCUGGGCCUGGUUGCCGUGGCAACCCUCACAGCGCAGGUAUAACAGAGCAGGGCUGGGAGCAAGUCUUCAUACCUAAAUUUCCAACUGAUGUACUGCCAAGAGCGGGCAAGUCAUAUAUCCCUGUAAUCCAAAGGGUUCCAAAUUGCUUAAUGUUGCUUGCGGAAAAAAGAGGCACAGGUCAUGAUUCCCAGGAUUGUUUUUUCUCUCUCUUGCAUGAAACCCCGGCAGAAUGAACAGGCACUGCCACCUUUCCCCUGGCCUUCUCUUCUGUGAGUGGGGACGGAAGGAUCUGGCAAUUUCACUUCCCUCGGUUUCUCAUUUCCCCCAAUCUUAAAUUAAGUUCUUCAUGUUUCUGCAGCAAUCUGCAGUUUUGUUUGUUUGUUUUUAAAUCUUCCUGAAAAUACGUCAGCUGGCAUUUUAGUGGAAAUUUCUUCUAAUUUUUAAUUUGCUGUUCUGGCUAGUAUACAGUUUGCAAGUCAUUUUUUUUCAUAAUGUAGUGGAUUCUUAUUCUUUUUUAAUAAAAUCUUUAAAUUAGUUUCCCAAUAUACCCCAAUAAAAGCCAAAUUAUAACAAUAACAAUUACUUCCCAAAUUAUACAAUUAUCAAAAUGCCAAUCAACUUCCAAUUAAUACAUUUUAGUUAAAGUGGCUCCCUGCUUGAUAGUUUGGGUGCGCUUCCAAUCUUACAUCACUGCGUUCUGUAAUCUUAAUUAAUGUCAGUUGCAUUUCAGUUAUAAUAAUAAUCCCUUAGUCAACAGCUACAUAAUUAAUAAUUUCCGUUCAUGAUGUUACAAUAUAUAAAUUCAUAAAGCUUCAAGUGAGGAACUCAAACUAUUAUUCUGCCCUGCGUGUGAAAAGGAAAGCAGAAAAAAAAUACAUUUGGCACCAACUUGGCCUCAGGUUUUGUCAGGAUGAGGCAUACGAGGUGCCAUCCAACUGUCUUAGGGACUGCAUUCUGGAUUUGUGUAGGUUUUACUUCUUAACACACAAAAAGCACUUUCUAAAAGCAAUAAAAUAUUUCUACAAAGCUCUAAAAUGAUAAAACUAUAUAUUAUAAAGUCUAGAAAACCAUAGAACCCCAUUUACAAAUUGUUGUUGUUGUUGUUUAGUCGUUUAGUCGUGUCCGACUCUUCGUGACCCCAUGGACCAGAGCACACCAGGCACUUCUGUCUUCCACUGCCUCCCGCAGUUUGGUCAAACUCAUGCUGGUAGCUUCCAGAACACUAUCCAACCAUCUCGUCCCCUGUCGUCCCCUUCUCCUUGUGCCCUCCAUCUUUCCCAACAUCAGGGUCUUUUCCAGGGAGUCUUCUCUUCUCAUGAGGUGGCCAAAGUAUUGGAGCCUCAGCUUCAGGAUCUGUCCUUCCAGUGAGCACUCAGGGCUGAUUUCCUUCAGAAUGGAUUAGUUUGAUCUUCUUGCAGUCCAUGGGACUCUCAAGAGUCUCCUCCAGCACCAUAAUUCAAAAGCAUCGAUUUUUCGGCGAUCAGCCUUCUUGAUGGUCCAGCUCUCACUUCCAUACAUCACUACUGGGAAAACCAUAGCUUUUACUAUACGGACCUUUGUUGGCAAGGUGCUGUCUCUGCUUUUUAAGAUGCUGUCUAGGUUUGUCAUUGCUUUUCUCCCAAGAAGCAGGUGUCUUUUAAUUUCGUGGCUGCUGUCACCAUCUGCAGUGAUCAUGGAGCCCAAGAAAGUAGAAUCUCUCAGUGCCUCCAUUUCUUCCCUUUCUAUUUGCCAGGAGGUGAUGGGUCCAGUGGCCAUGAUCUUCAUUAAAUUCCAUUAGCAACACACACACACACACACACACACACACACACACACACAGACAGACACAGUGUGGUAAAGCCUUCUUGAAUAAAAUUGUCUUUAUUGUGUGUCUGAGCAUCAUGACGUUCUGCGCCUGUCUAAUUUUGGCUUAGACCUAUUCUUAGAGGCUCAGACCUUAGAGGGCCUGAAACUGCAUAAUUUCUAGUCCCAACAUCUUUUUCUCCACCCUGUGUGAAUUGCGGGGCUCAUUUUCAAUGCAUCACACGCAGGGGCGUCUGCGUUGAUGCCCAUUUCACAAAGGGGGGGGAAAGGCCUGCCUUUCUGUCACUCGGCUUACUUCCCUUGGUUUGGGCUCCCAGUGGAUGCGCGCUACAGAGGGAGCGUGAUGGCGAGGGAAGGAGACAAACCUUGUUUUGUGUUCAUCGCAGACCACACGUGUGUGUCCCCGCAUUACAAAAUGCGCCUUUAUUGUCUGACUCUGGCAGACAGUAGCAUGCUAAAGCUGAGCCAAAGAACUGAGAUACAAGCUCCGCCGCUGUGUGUGCGAGUUCUAAGUGGGGAAAUGUAGCUAGGCAACUUUUUGGAAUGCUUUCAUUUUCGUCGCUGGAAUAUUUCUGACAGACAGUGGUUUCAGGGCUUUCGUGCCUUUCCUUUUUCUUUCCCUGUGAAUGUGGUAUUGUUGCAGUGACUGCAGACAUGAAAGAAGCUACAGAUCUGAUUGUUGCCUCAAGUCAGGCUUCAACAGGCCUGUUUCAAAGUUUGAGCUAAGAUAAGCUUCCUGUCAUGCCUUAGAACCCUAGACCCAGCUAGUGCUUCGACUCAUAUGCAUGAAUUGUGGGGAAAUGGAGCCAAAAUAUUCUCUCUUCCAAAAAAAAAAAAAAUCUUCCUUUUAUCUUCGACAAAAGACUAGGGACUUGAGAAUAUGGCUCUCUCUACCAAAGAUGUAAAAAGAGGUGGGGGGAGCUCAAUUUCAAGGUGCACAGUAGCAAGGGGAGGGAUGCUUAACCCUUCUCCCACCCACUAGUAAAGGUAAAGGGACCCCUGACCAUUAGGUCCAGUCAUGGCCGAUUCUGGGGUUGUGGCACUCAUCUCACUUUAUUGGCAGAGGGAGCCGGCGUACAGCUUCUGGGUCAUGUGGCCAGCAUGACUAAGCUGCUUCUGGCGAACCAGAGCAGCGCACGGAAACGCUGUUUACCUUCCCACUGGAGCGGUACCUAUUUAUCUACUUGCACUUUGACGUGCUUUCAAACUGCUAGGUUGGCAGGAGCAGGGACCGAGCAACGGGAGCUCACCCCGUCGCGGGGAUUCGAACUGCCGACCUUCUGAUCGGCAAGUCCUAGGCUCUGUGGUUUAACCCACAGCGCCACCCACGUCCCUUCCUCUCCCACCCACUACUUCUGCCUUUUUCCUUUCCCAGCCAGGGUCUACAGACAUGUGUGCUGUAUUUGGGGGUAGAUGAGGGUGGGAAGGCCUGGAAGAGAAAACGAAGGGGGAGAAAUGGAUGGCAGCGCUUGUUACGUUUCCUCUGCAUAUUUCACCCUCCUUUCCCUCUGCUCACCCCACCCAAAGCUUUUAUAGAUGCUCCGCAGAGACUCAGGUUUCCAAAUCCCAUUCUUCUGCCAAACAUCUAGUUUGGCACUCAAAAUAUAUUCCUCUGUGGUGGCCCUAUGAACACGCUUGUAAUUCAGUCACGUGAUCAGACUCUUCAGUUUGUUUGUUACUUGAUUAUUAUUUCUGCACAGUGCAUUUGGCAAGGUAGGAAAGCGAGGCUGCCGUCCCUGCACUCCUUUGGGCUGCUUCCAUCCUAUUACCACCAACCGGAUUCUACACAGUCUGAUUGUACACAGCGGCGCAGCUCUGGAGAACAAUAGGAAAAUGUGCUCCAUAGCCUAAAGGAGCCCAUCAGUGUCUCAGAGCAGGCAAGAGCAUCUCACAACCAAUAAUGAAUAAUAUUACCAUGUGGAAUACACUUAAAAUGAAUUUGCUGUCCAGAGAUUUCAUUAGACUCAUUCCCAGCCACUGAUGCUAUUUGGAUGCAAGAGAAACAACUCGGUCCCCAAACCGAAGGCGCUUUAAAUCAAUUGCUGUUAUUAUUUGGGGAUCCUUCUGUACCUCUUCAGGACUCGAUACCUUGUUUUAUUUAAACAAAUAUUAUUUUCUAAACAUACUUAACCGAACAAAUCUAAACAAAUAUUAUUACUUAUCUAAACAAAUGAUAUUUUCAUGGAGGGUUCAACAUGAAUCAUAGAAUUGAAGGGACCAGGAAUCUUUUUGCCCAGUGUGGGGCUUGAACCCACAACCCUGAGAGAUUAAGAAUCUCAUGCUCUACUGACGGAGCUAUCCCGGCCCAUCUGUGCUUCCAACAGUGGCUUCUCCUUUAAAUUCCUGGGCGUCCCUUUUAGUGAAGAUCUUACUUGGAAGGUCAAUACAGCCCAGGUGGUUAGGAAGGCCCAACAGACUUCAUUUCCUUAGGGUCUUGUGAAAGAACAAUGUUAGACAGCAACUGAUGAUUUCCUUCUAUCGGUCCACAAUAGAAGUGUUCUCUCAUACUGUAUUACGGUGUGGUAUGCUGGUUUGACAGCCGUGGACAGAAAGUCCCUACAGAGGGUGGUGAAGACAGCACAGGAUAUCAUGGGCUGUCCCCUGAGUCCGCUAGAUGUUAUCGCAGGAGACCGUUGCCUCAGAAGAGCAAGGAACAUUCUCAGGGAUGACUCACACCCUGGCCAGCACCUUUUUAAUCUCCUGCCCAGGAGAUAUAGAAGCAUGAUAAGCUGCACCAACAGGUUAAAGACCAGUUUCUACCCAUGGGCCGUGAGGCUGCUGAAUGGAAGACAGCAACAUUGCAGCUGACGUUCGGGGUUGGUGGUCGUAUGACAGCACACAGAGUGUAACAAGGACUGAGAGAUUGUGGGAGGGGAGGGGGGCCCCCGUUUAAUCUCACUGUAAACAAGUGGUACAGUGACAAUAAAGUACCGUAUUUUUUGCUCUAUAAGACUCACUUUUUCCCUCCUAAAAAGUAAGGGGAAAUGCGUGUGCGUCUUAUGGAGCGAAUGCAGGCUGCGCAGCUAUCCCAGAAGCCAGAACAGGAAGAGGGAUCGCUGCUUUCGCUGCGCAGCGAUCCAUCUUGCUGUUCUGGCUUCUGAGAUUCAGAAUAUUUUUUUUCUUGUUUUCCUCCUCCAAAAACUAGGUGCGUCUUAUGGUCUGGUGCGUCUUAUGGAGCGAAAAAUACGGUGUUUCUAUUUAGACUGCCUCAGCUGGAUACUUCCAAGUGAGAAGUAGGAAGGCCCCUCAACAAUGUCUGGACUUGCUGCAGUGUGCCAGGCAUGUUGCUGUGUGCAUGACAGAGAUCCAGCUCAGGAGUAUGCCAACGGUAUGCUGAAUAGGCUCCAACUGGAGAUCCUCCAACCCUGUGCUUUGAGGCUUUCAUUUUAUUAUUGUGUUGCAAAUCGUACCAGUUUCGCUGGCGACGUUUUUGCAACCUGCCCUUGACCCAUUUGGAGUGAAGGGCACCAAAUGAAUAUAUUGAAUAAAUAAAGUUUCGGGAGGUUUUGGACCAUGCUGCUUCAUUUUAUUUAAACUUAAGAAAACAGGAGCAACGAAAAGUGGACCUGGAUUCUGCUUCAUAUAUGGCAUAAUAAAUUGGUUGGUUUUAAAAGUGGCCCAGGAUUUGAUGCAAUACAUUUGACUUUACCCCUCGGAAGGGGUGGGGAAGAGUAAUUUUAGAAGAAUUAAGGAAACUGUAUCAGCCAGCUUUUAUUUUGGGUUUGGCUGUUUUCCAUUGAGUUACAAUGGUCCUCGUCCCCAUCUUUGGUGUGCCUUAACCAUCCCCCAUUACUAAGCUUUUAGCUACAGCCCCAUGAAAGCAAAAUUGAAAUGACAAGAGUGCAACGGUCUACCGGUGUAGAUGCACCCUCAGUUUCUAAGUUCAUGUUGAGGUCUGAUUACUCAAUUGUAGACACCAAGAUAAAGACUUCCUUUGGGGAGUUUCCCUAGUUGUUAAAGUUGUUUUUACCUUUAUUAUAGAUCUGGGUGUUUUUGAACUUUUAAACUCACACGUUUCCAGAACCCCCAUUGCUUCUUACUCUACUGCUACUAAUCAUCUUCAUAUGUUUUUUGUGCGCGUGUAUAUUCUGCUUUACACGCAGAAGGUCCUGGGUUUGAGCCCCAGUGGAACCACUAAGUUGCUUAGGAGAUGCGGGUGGCGCUGUGGGUUAAACCACAGAGCCUAGGGCUUGAUGAUCACAAGGUCGGCGGUUCGAUUCCCCGCGACGGGGUGAGCUCCCAUUGCUCGGUCCCUGCUCCUGCCAACCUAGCAGUUUGAAAGCACGUCAAAGUGCAAGUAGAUAAAUAGGUACCGCUCCAGCGGGAAGGUAAACGGCAUUUCUGUGUGCUGCUCUGGUUCGCCAGAAGCGGCUUAGUCAUGCUGGCCACAUGACCUGGAAGCUGUACGCCGGCUCCCUCGAGAUGAGCACUGCAACCCCAGAGUCGGUCACAACUGGACCUAAUGGUCAGGGGUCCCUUUACCUUUACCUUUUAUGUUUUAUUUUUAAUUUUUAUCCAAGUGUUGGCAGUGAUAAUUUUUUGAGAAAAUUAUAUCAGUGGUGGUGAAGCGAGACUUCAGUAAGACUUUAGGAUGGGGUAGCCAACAUGGUGCUUUCUAGAUGUUGUGGUUUAUUUUUAAAUGUUUGUAUUUUGUUGUUGCAGUUGUUUGCUACCCUGGGCUCCUUUAGGGAGGAACGAAAGGAUAAUAUUGAUAUUAUUAGGUUGUAUCCAACAGUCGUCAAACUCAGAGUGGACAAAUGGAAAUUUCUGUCAGUGGCCCACAUUGAACUACCUGCUUCCAUUAGCUAAAGUGAGUGCAAGGACUUGUACCUAGUGCAACAUAACUUUUCCCCAUCUCCUCUCCAGAUUUGCCUGUUGUACCUCUCCCAGGUCCAUUUUGGAGGGUUAGGAGAACCCCACAAUCUCCUUAACGCCACAUUGAAUUUCACCCAUGCGCUGAGGAAACCUUAGUUGGAUGCGAACCAAUAAUAAUUGGCAAUGGGCUCCUUUGGGGAGGAAGAACAGAAUUAUUAUUACAGUGGUACCUCAGGUUAAGUACUUAAUUCAUUCCAGAGGUCCAUUCUUAACCUGAAACUGUUCUUAACCUGAAGCACCACUUUAGCUAAUGGGGCCUCCCACUGCCGCUGCGCCGAUGGAGCCUGAUUUCUGUUCUUAUCCUGAAGCAAAGUUCUUAACCUGAAGCACUAUUUCUGGAUUAGUGGAGUCUGUAACCUGAAGCAUAUGUAACCCGAGGUACCACUGUAUUAUCAUCAUCAUCAUCAUCAUCAUCCUCACCAUCAGAAUAACAAUAGUGGCCUGAUCAGUACCUACUUACAUGCAGACCCUGAUGCUUUUGUGGGUUCACAUUUCCCUGAAUCAAGUUUUUCAUUCCCUUACCUCCUUCCCUAUCCCAAACGGAACUGACCUUAGACUUCGCUUCUGUCCCUUUCCUGCUUUCCAUUCACAGAUAUGUAAAACUCAAGACACGAAAGCCGCAACGUCCUGCUGCAGCCCUUCCGUCCCGGUCCACUUCAACAUCCAGCAGGACUGUGGGCAUUUUGUUGCCACGGUGCCCUCCAGCAUGCUGAAAACCGCUUCCGCGGACGGCCAGGGCCCCUCCCGCGCCGCCACUGAGCAAGACUGCGUGGUCGUCAUCACCCGCGAGGUCCCGCAGCAGACUGCCGCCGACUUCGUGAGGGGUUCCGGCCCUUUCCACAAAGCGAAGCCGGAGCUGUACGAGCGGCGGGUGUGUUUCCUGCUCCUUCAACUCUGCAACGGGCUGGAGCACCUCAAGGAAUACAGCGUCAUCCACAGAGACCUUUGCCUCGAGAACUUGCUGCUGGUCCACUGCAGACCUCCCCCCAGCUGCAACAAAAGCAGAGAGGACAAACAUCUGCCGCGGCUCAUCAUCAGCAACUUUUUGAAAGCCAAGCAGAAGCCGGGCGCCGCCGAGUCCAAAGCGAAAAAGAACCAGGCUCGCUUGGCCCCGGAGAUCGUCUCCGCCUCCCAGUACAAAAAAUUCGACGAGUUCCAAACCGGCAUCCUCAUCUACGAGCUUCUGCACCAGCCCAACCCCUUCGAAGUGAAAGCCCACCUCCGGGAGCAGGAGUACAGCCAGGAAGACCUUCCCCCGUUGCCGCACCUCUCCAUUUAUUCUCGGGGGCUCCAGCAGCUGGCUCACUUGUUGCUGGAAGCAGACCCCAUCAAACGCAUCCGUAUCGUGGAGGCCAAGCAGAUCUUGCAGUGCCUGCUGUGGGGUCCCCGGAAAGACUUGACGGAUCAGGCCCUUAACCACGAGGAAGCGCUUCACAACUGGAUCGACAUGAAGCGGGCGUUGCUCAUGAUGAAGUUUGCCGAGAGGGCGGUGGACGCUGAGCGGAGUGUCGAGCUGGAGGACUGGCUGUGCUGCCAGUAUUUAGCCGCCGCAGAUCCACCUUCUCUCUGCAAGUCGCUGAAACAUCUUCAGCUCCUUUGAUUCUCCAUAGUGUGUGAAAAGGGCAUCGUUCGUUCUAAGGGCAGUGGACUAAGCACUUCCUUAAACAGAAAAUGUCACACACCUCCCGUCCCCUCUGUGGAAUGAUAAUUGCGUGAAACAUACCGUAUUUCAUACACAAACACAACGCAAAGAUCAAAACCUAUGUACAUUUCAGGAUAAAUACCAUUAUGAGUGUUGUAAACAGACUGCUGGAUUCCACCACCAAGUGUAUUGCUUCCUGGGUUACUCUUGGAGGUAAAUUAAAAAAAGAAAAAGAAGAAGGUAUGCGUAUUUCCUAAAUGGGAGGAGGGUUUCGUUCUUGUGAGAUUUUGUUGUUGUUUUGCUUUCCUAGUGAAUGUGCUCAAUCUUGGAGCAGAGGCUUAUUCGCUGUGAAAUAUCCUAAUAUAUUUUCUAUUAAAAAAAACCCCAGCAACAUUCUGCGUGAUUCCGGAUGGCGGCUUAAUUUUAUACACAGGUUGUUCAGAUACUGCAAAGAAGCCAUUGGCGACAGAGAAAAGGAGUAUGGCGUUUUGAUGGCAGCAGUGCGGUGUGGAUGCACACAUGAGGAGCACCUAUCCCAUAAUAUUUGACUGCCUGGAAGUAUUGUAUGUCUCACCAAACCCAUCCAGCUUUGCCCACUCAAGCCUUCCUGGCAGCCCUGCUCCAACUUUACCCUGCCCAGAGGGAUCACCAACCUCAUAGAUGUAGAAACAGGGAAGGAAGGUAACUUGAAGAGAAAUAAAUUGAGC